Molecule: messenger RNA, 74420 nt
Organism: Podarcis lilfordi (Lilford's wall lizard)
Lineage: Eukaryota; Metazoa; Chordata; Lepidosauria; Squamata; Lacertidae
Source: the annotation of a GenBank genome assembly
GAGGUAAAGUUCUUAACCUGAGGUACUAUUUCUGGGUUAGCAGAGUCUGUAACUUAGGUACCACUAUAUAUGGAAUGUCCUCUAGAUAAGUAGGGCUGGUGGAAGAGGAAUAAUUCUCUCUAUCCUACUUCAGGAAAACUGCCUGAUUUGUAUGUUGGCCUUGGAGGGAGACUGGCAUGGAAAUACUGUGGGCAAAGAAAAGGGGGGUGUUUUGCUGCUUUUUCUCUGGCAGCCUGCUUUGCGUUUCCGCACUGGCAGAGGAGAAACAAAGUUUCCUCAGCUGCCGGCACAGAAACCAAGCCUGCUGCUGCUGCAGGAGGAGGGGCAGAGCGAUCUGUUCCUUUGCUGCAGCCAAGCACAAAAACUGGGCUAGCGAAUGAGGGGGAAAAUGACCCACCCCUCCAAGCCAUGCUUGGGAGAAGACAUUUUAAUUCUCAGCUAUACUUUUCACAGCCUCUAGAGGGAGCCUCAACUUCAACCUCAUAGGACAAAAAGGACUAGAAAUAGAGACGUACUGAGAUUCGUAAGUUUUUUGAAAAUAUAUAUAUAAAAAGGUACCAAAUGAGGGCAUAAAAGAUGGUUACUUUUAAUGUAAAUAACAUUUGACGUGGCACGUCCUUUGUAGAAAGAAAGGAAAAGAAUAUGUAACCAUUUGCCCCACCGUAAUUAAUAGGGCUUACUCCAUAGUGUGUUUUAAGAUUUCAGGCUUAGUAUUUUAUUUUAUUUUUUAAAAUUGGCCUUCUAUCCUAUACUUGGAGUCUCCACAACACCCUCCCAAGGGACCCAAGCUGCAACUUCUGCUGUGAAACUUUGGUUCCUACUUGGAAGAGUCUACAUGGCAAUAUUUAAUGGGAAAGACUACAAUUGUCUUGAUUACAGUUUCCUUAUUAAUUAGUACAGUAUCCGCUACUACUAAUCUAACGGCAGGAUUCAAUAGCUAUUUUAUUCGGCCUUCGCCCCGAAUUGUUGCCUCUACUUGUGAGAGCCCUGAGGUACCAUAACAAGAUGGCGGCUGUGUUGCUUCAUGCUCUGCAUCUUCGCUAAUCCCCUUGCCUGCAUUUCUUUGCUCUCUUGAUGUGGCUGACAUGAUUCUCUAUUGUUUACUGGGUAGGCCAGACUUUAAAUCAGACAAAAGUUUCAACACUUUCCUUCUGGCAUUAGAGUCUGGGGUCCUGCGACAGCUAUCCUCUUGUGUCACGUGGCCCAGCUCCAAAACGGUUGAAGGCAACUUUAAAAACUUAGGCCAGUUCACGUAUUUCUCCAUGUUGCCAGUGCAGCACCAUGCAAGCAACAGUGUGCCCACCAGUGCCUACAAAAAGGUCUCACUAAAUAGCCCCUUGGUCACUCACAACAUAUGAGAGACUGUUUGCUUUUUCUGCUCAGUUCCUGUUUGCGUGGUUCAACAUUGAACAUGGCCCCGUAAACAGGCCCACAUUUCAAUGGAUGCCAGAAUUCAGCACCCACCAUCCUGUCUUGUUUGGAAUGAGGAGAGGUUCUCUGCGACUCUGGCUGGCUGGCUGGGGAUGCUUGCACAGUUUUGUGGCCCUCUCUCUCUUUCCACUCUUAUGUGGCAGCCGCUUGGUGUUAUUCCACAUCCCCACAGCAGCCAUUUUAUGUUAUAGCAUAUCCUUGCACCAGUCCAUUUGGGACUGGUGUCCUCAAAAUCCCUAAUGCGCCCAUUGCCCAGAAAGGUUGGUGACCCCCUGGAUAUUGUAAACCAAUUACUUUAUACUUUCCAAAUGAAUGUAUUAGGAUGUGCCACUUGAAAUUGGUUACCUGGUUUCUGGAAGGCCGCAUUUUAAUACCCAUAGACUGAUUUAAAGCCACCUUUUACUUAUAGAGGAAACAGGCAUGAGAAGCAAAGCAAUACUCCAAAAUAAGCAGAGUUGCAAUGGUACUGAUACCUGUUGGAUAUUUCAUAUAUAUAUAAUGUGUUAAUUCCUCAUCCUUUUUUGUUUUUUGUUUAGCCUAAGACAUUGCAAGGCUCACACCAUCCCAUGACAGUUGGCAACUAACUGCAGAGAUUAUAAAAACCAGACAAAAAGUAAGUUAUUUGUUGGCAUAUGAAAAAGCUGUUGCCCCACGGCAAUGACAGCACAUGCUUUGGCUGAGUUAUUUUUUCCAUUGAUCUAUGCAUAUGUGAUGAACAUCUGUUUGCUCCUCUCAUUUCUCUCUCCCAGGUCUUCUGUCUUCUCCUUUCUCUCUCUCUCUCUCAGGUCUUCUGUCCUGUUUCUUUUGGUUUAUGAAAAGUGCUGGUCUUAAGAAGACCUGACUUUUGUGGUUUAAAUAACAGUAAAGAAUAGAAAUGAAUACUGAUGAAUGUCAGGAUAGGUUAAUAUUUUCAGACGAUACCACUCUCUAUGCUGGAGGAAGAGAAUAAAAAUGAAAGUGUGAGCAGAUCAUUGGUUCAUUUCUAAAAUUAGUGAUGUUGGAGCAAUUUGAGAAGCUGCAACCUCUGAGCUACAUGUGCCUCUCCCAAGCCUGAGGAAAUGUUGUGAUAUUUUUGCUCCCAGCAUGGCUCUUGUGCCUACAUGGGUGGCAUAGCUUCAGCAGGUAGAUUUAUCUCUUUGCUUUCAACUAUAUAUUUUGAGAAUUGGUUUGUCUGCCCAUCUGUACUCUAUGAGUUUAGACGCCUAUUGGAAUAUCAUCACCAAACUCAGCACGAUGGUUCCUGAGGUAGGGGCAGUAAUCUUCAAUGGCAUUUUGACACAGGCUGUCAUUUCAAAUCAAGAUGGUGGAUCAAAACAUGACUUUGAUGUGACAGAUCCAAACUCACAAACUGCAUUAUCCAUUUAAAAAUCACAAUAUUUGUUGGUUUCUACAAAUUCCCAGCCAGCACUGGGCACUCGCCGCUAGUAUCUCUAGGACAAGAAAACUUUCACCUACCUAAUUUCUCUUCUCAGGGAAAACUGCUCAAUUUGUGUUUGUUGUGCUCAGGGGCCCAGCCAGGAAAAGGUGGCAACUCUCACCAGAGGACACAUACCCUUUAUGACUUCCUUUCUUCAUUCAACUUCUGCCAAACACAAUACAAAGUCCAAGUUUUGUAGACUGGAGAUAAGACUGCUUCAUUUGUUUGUCAUCUCUUUCUUUAUGGCUGCUGCACCUUUAAUGGCAGCCAGGCGCACAGAAACAUAGCAGAUGGCACCUCUACAUUUCUGUUUGUUAGACCUGCUGUUGAACCCCAAGGAGCAGAGAGGGUGCCAAAGAUGACAGCCCUAACCCUGUGUUGUGGGGGGGGGGAUGUGUGUGGGGAUCCAGGUUGCAGUCCUCUACUCACUUGACCUGGGACUGCAAGACCCACGGCCAAUGCACUGGGGCUUAAAAGGGACCCCUGACCAUUAGGUCCAGUCGUGGCCGACUCUGGGGUUGCGGCGCACAUCUCGCUUUAUUGGCCGAGGGAGCCAGCGUACAGCUUCCAGGUCAUGUGGCUAGCAUGACUAAGCCGCUUCUGGCGAACCAGAGCAGCGCAUGGAAACACCGUUUACCUUCCCACCAGAGCGGUACCUAUUUAUCUACUUGCACUUUGACGUGCUUUUGAACUGCUAGGUUGGCAGGAGCAGGGACCGAGCAACGGGAGCUCAUCCCGUUGCGGGGAUUCGAACUGCCGACCUUCUAAUUGGCAAGCCCUAGGCUCUGUGGUUUAACCCACAGCGUCACCCACGUCCCUUAUUUAUUUAUUUACUUACCUACCUAUGAAAUGAUCGGCAAGUCCUAGGCUCUGUGGUUUAACCUACAGCGCCACCCACAUCCCUUGCAGUGGGGCUUAGAAGCAUAUAAAUACAGUGUUAGGCUGCGAUCCUGUACACCACAGAUGGGAAAUAUUUUUCAGCCCAAGGGUUGUAUUUCCUUUCCAAGGGCCACAUGCCAGGGGUGAGCAUAGUCAGAGGCAAAGGUGGACCUAACAACAAAUGCAAAAUUGACCUUUGUACAAUACACUAGCUUCUACACCAUGUUUAGCCAACAUGGUGCCUUCCAGAUGUUUUGGGCUACAACUCCAACCAUCUCUGACUAUUGGCCAUGCUGGCUGAGGCUGAUGGGAUGUGUAGGCCUCAAAAUCUGGAAGGCUACCAUGUUGUCUUCCUCUGUUCUACAUACACUCAAAUGCCCCGCUCUGUCUACCACUCAGACAGAGAGCCCUGGAUCCCCACUGUAUACCUUAUAUGGGAGUAAGACCCACUGAACUUGGUGUAACUGACUUCUGAGUAGAUAUUCAUAGGAUUGCAUUAUUAGUGGGGAGUCAUUGUUAAGUUGAGGGUUUUUUUCUUCUUCUUCAGACGGAGCUCACUGGAGCUCAGCUCUGGCACCUCUCAGGUGGGAGUCAGUGCCACUUUAGGAGAACAAGGGAGAAAUUCAUGGUGAGCCCUCACACCUCUUUUUCUAGAAAAAUAGCACUGGUUAAGCUGUUCAGUAAUUUCCCUCCUCAUAUUUCUUUCAAAGGAAUACAGUGGUACCUCAGGUUAAGAACAGUUUCAGGUUAAGAAUGGACCUCCGGAACGAAUUAAGUUCUUAACCCAAGGUACCACUGUACUCUGGUGGAACACUGAGAUUGUCUAAUAAACCAUUCCCUCCAUCUGAGAAACUGAAGAAUCAUCACAUUCCUUACACGAUAGGCAAGAGAGGAAGUUGGAACUGAAUCAGAGGAAUUAGAUCUCUUGUCUCAACUAGCAGGCGUAUCUGCCGAGAUAGUAAGAUUAUGUGUACCUCCCUCCUCUUUUUCUCACAUGGAGUGGACUCUGUAGCCGCAAGUGUAGAAAAAGUGGACUUGUAAAAAAAGAGAGAGAGAGAUGCUUCACCUUUGCCACACUCCCUUUGUGAUUAAACAACAUCUAGCUAUAUCCUGUUUGGCUGUGUGUGUAUGAAAACCUUGUCUUUGCUCAGCUCCAUUCUGAAAGUUAGAAAUGGAGGCUAAGGUGUUUUCCUCUUUAGCUGACAUAGCACACUCAGGAUUACACAAGAGCAAACAGUAGAGACUAGCCUGCUCUGGCAAGUGAAGUAGUGCUCCAACAAGCCCCAGUCUGCCCUUAGUGGCCUCCACAUUUCUGCCUUCUUACCUGCCUUCAAUCCAGGAGGUGGCACUGGUUAUCAGCUUCCUCCUUCUAAGUCUCAGCCUUUGCCACUAUAGAACUCAGUAGAGAGGACUGGGCAAAACUAGCAUUAGACAGCUUUGCCUGUCAUCGGCUCUGGCUGCACCUACAAUUGGCCCCUCCGUUUUGUGCCCUACCAGUCUCAAUACGUAAAAGCAUACUGGUAACUAAUUGGGACUAAGUCAUCCUGAGUAUGAACUCUUCCUGAAGGACGUAAGCGCUUUGCUGGAUCAGCCCAGGGUCCAGUAUUGGUUCGCAAUACCCCCAGCAACCAGUAGACUGUAGGUAGUCCACUGGAACCAGCGAGUAUUCCGAAAUGUUUUCUGACUCCCUCAGAUCUGGGCGUGAGCUACGAUCUUGGACCGCUUUCCAGAUCUUCGUGUUCCCAGCAGGUUGUUAGUUUCUUCAGACAGGCACAGGCAAGUCUGAGGGAGGGAAAUGUAUUCCUAUAUAAAGUGAAACCUAUUUUUCCAUCAACGCUUUGGUGUAGCUCCGUACUUGGGUGAUAUGAACUGAACGUUUUCAUAAUUUGCAAAGGUGGCUUUACACUAAUCUGGCAAAUUUCAUCCCAAAUAUAUAACCAUAAGUGGAAGAAUACCACCUAGGAAUUCUAUUCAAACAAAUUUUUACUCAGAGUAGACUCAUUAAAAUUAACAAGUCCAUUCAUGUUACAGUAUUAGGUGACUACAACCCCCAGUAUGGAAGCAUCUACUGGAAUGUAUUUGGGAUCCAACUGUUCAGUGUUUUGAGAUUUGCCAAGACCUGUCAGUUCUACAAAGAAUACACGAACACACACACUCCAUUUGUUGUGAAAAGAUACCUGACAGUCUCUGUUCAUUUAUUCAUUGACUUUUUCUGAUUGCAACGGAAGGAGCUGGUGCAAUACAGCUCUUAAUAGGGAUGGAUGGAUCUGCCAAAGUUUGUUUCUCUGAGUUUCUGGUUUCCCCUGCCUUGAAUUCAGUCCUCUGCAGUUUCACAACAAUUUGUGAUAAUAAUAAAAACCCUUAUCAAAACUUGACAGUGUUUUAGUGCAGAUGUCUAUUAUACACUUUUUUUUUUUGCAUGCAGUUUUGACUAACGCAUGCGUUUUUGUAAGCAAUGUUGCAUAAUACAAUGCAUUAUUAUUAUUAAUAUUUGUGUUGCUGGAUUCCAUCUCCCAGCCACCAUGGCCAAUGAACAAGGAUGAUGGGAUCUGUAGUUCAACAGGCAUCUGCAAAGCCAUAGGCUCCUCCUCCUUCUUUUAUAGUCACCAUCCCAGGCUUAGAGAGGCUGUUUCAAACUCCUGGGUUGCAAAAGUCACCAUAAUGUGAGCUUGCAGGAAUAUCAUGUUAGUAAUAAGUUUCCCCUCUGCAAUGCUUUAGCCACAUACUCAUCAGAAUAACCCAAAACUGUGCAGAGCUCCAGGCCUAGGCGUGCCCCAGCUAUGUUAAUUGCUGAAAUGAAAGUUGCCGCCUAACUGCUUUUGGGCAACACUGGAUGAGCAGGUAAGGCAGCCGGAGCACCCGUGGAAGGUGUAUCCCACACCACACUCCUUAUGUGGCUUGCAAAGACUUUGAUUUAUGAAAAGCACUCAAAUGCACCAUAGCUAGGUUUGGAAACCACUGUGUACUUAUGAAGUUAUUGCACAUAACAAUAUAUGCCGCCCAAUAACAAAAUUAUCUGAGUGACUUAACCAUAAAAGAAUACACAAAUAUAUAUCAAGCAGAAAAUAAGUACAGUGGUACCUUGGAAGUGGAACGGAAUCCAUUCCGGAAGUCUGGGUUUCAAAACAUUUGGAAACCAAGGUGUGGCCUCCUGCAGCCAAUUGGAAGCCACACAAGUUGCGUUGGACGUUCGGGUUCCAAAAAAACGUUCACAAACCGGAACACGUCCGGGUUUGCGACAUUCGGGAGCCAAAAUGUUCGACUCGCAAGGCGUUCAGGAUCCAAGGUAUGACUGUAUAGCAAGAACAAAACCUUUCAACAACAGCAAUAAAUAGAUUGAACAGGUCUUCGAUUUAAAACUAAAGUUUAAGGAGGUUUGGGGAAAAUAUAAAGGUCUGCGCAUAGCACCCAAAGACUGCCAAGUGGGUUCUUCCUUAGGGCAGAUUAUUCCACAGAUGGGGUGCCACUUCUGGGAAUAUUUUUAUUCCCCAGACAUUUUCUGCACCUUAGACGUAUGUAAAGAACUGAGUUACUAAACAGUUAGUCCGUAUUCUUAAUGUAGAUUGUUAUGUUGCCACCAAAUAUAGCUAACAUGCUUGUUUUUUUUACGAUCUUCCUGAUUUAAAUGUAUAGAACUGUAAAAAUAACAUUUCUAAAAAGUAAGCCAUUUUACUUGUUUCUAUAAAAUGCCAGCAGGCCUGUUUCCAUACCUAUGUUUCUAACAAGUGCACCUACCAGGCAUCUGGAUUUGGCUUCCGUUCCCUACUGGUGACAAAAGCACAUGCUGUUUGACGUGCAACAUGUCAAGCAGUCCUAGGAGAGAGAUUUGAAAGUGUGGGCUUUCCGUGAACAACCACCAUUCUUGAUGUUUGCUACAUGAACAUGUUGUCCCCAUAAAUAAAGUUUAUAGUUCUCCAUAAGUAAUAAACAAGCCUAUUAUAGGAGGAAAUCUACACAUUAGGUUUUUUAUCACACAUCUAAAUGGAUGCCUGUUCAUUUCUUGACAGGGGAGCCAAAUGACAGCAAAAGCUGUUUCCUUGAGAGUGCAGCAACAGCUAGCUUUUGUGUACUUGUUUGUAAAGUGGCUGAGGCCGACACAAUAAGACCUUAAUCUGUGUUGGGGAAAAUUGGUGACUGCAGUAAAUAUGGGCGUGUGGGAUGCUACUCCCACAUUGACACAGAGCCCAGUAAGUGAAGCAGGCGUAGGAAACAGCACCAAGGUCUUUUGCAAGCCCAAAUGCAUCAAAUUUUAAAAAGUGUCAUUUGUCAAGAAUGAAGCAUGGGCACAAUCAGUGUUUGUCAUUGUUCUAAAACAACUGGAGCAAACUAGGAAGUUAGUUCUGCACAAGUCACAUUAUGCUAAAUAGAUUGCAGCAACCCGUUUUGUCAAAAGCUGGGUGCUGCUAUCAAAAGGCUGCUGUGAGAUUAGUGUAUGCUGUUGCACGCUACCCCAAUCUUCGAGAUGUCGGCGUGAUGUUACAGGGGUUCUAGGUGCGCUUAUCCAGUUUUCGUGUUUCCUCUUGGAAAAUGAGGAGACUGUGGUGUUGUUAUGAUAGCUGGUUUAUUUACACAGAUGUACAACCUGAGCCCACGAUGGAGGUGCUCACAGCAUUAGCACUCCAAGAGCAUCCUGCUUCUCCCAUAGCUGCAGCCCUGGAUUUUUAUUCUUAUUUUUUUAAUCAGCCAUAGCUCUGACCCUCUCUCUAGCUUGUGCGUCUUACAGACUGUCAGCUUUACAAAAUUGCAACCUUCCCCCCCAUCCCAUCCCAGCUCACCGUUCACAGGAUUCUAUGGAGAAGUCAUGUCUGUUAGUGCGAUAAGAGUGCUUUAAAAAUAUGGUGUGGAUUAGGCCUAGACGAAGGCAAACUUCUUGAAUAAAAAUGUAUAAAACCAACUGGGAACUGUAGUUUGUUAAGGGUACUGGAAAUUGUUGCUCUCUGAGGGGGAACUACAGUUCCCAGGAUUCUUUGGAAGACGUCUUUGUGCUUUAAAUAUGUGUUGGAUGUUUUUUAAAAUUAUGUUAUGGAGCAGCCUUAAGAGGAGAGCUUAGAAGAAACUAAAGGCAGAGAGUAAAAGGGUGUGUUCUGUCACCUUAAUGACUAACAGAUCUGCAAUGCAGUCCUGGACAUGUCUACUCAGAAGUAAGUCCAGUUGUCUUUAGUGGGACUUACCGGCAGGUGGUCUAGAUAAAGUGGACUCUAGCAUCUGAAAACUUAAGCCAUAAUAAAUAUUUUAGUCUUUAAAGUGGCACAAAACUCUUGUCUUUUUACCAGCUAUCUAUUUGUAUAGCUAAUUGCUCCUUUCAGUCUGUGAAAACUGUGUCUAGGUCUAGGUCCGGUCAUGCUCUGAUUCCCCAACCCCUAUUUUUCAUUUUGACAGCAGAAACUGAUCCCCAAUUCACCCCAUGAAACAUCACCCUAAAUUUCAGGUUUCUGAGUAGCCACCGUGUCUUGAUUUGAGACUGUUAACUAGAAUGGGCUAUGGUUUUAAUCUCAUUCUCAGGCUCUCCUGUGUUUAUGUAGGAAAGGUCACAGAGAGCAGGUAGUGCCGAGGCAGAAGAGAUUAAGCAGACUACUUCAUGGGUGCAUCAAAGGAAUCCCUAACACAUCUUUCUGUUUGCAGACUGACAUAUAUAUUACUCAUUUGGAUUACAGCUACUCCCACUAUUGACCAGAGAAAACCUGGGUCUUUAAACACAUUUUUCAAAGAAUGGAACCAAUUGCAAACACUUCAUUUUCAAAAAAAUAUAAGUUCUCUGUACUAUUAUGUCUGGUGGUCAAUAUGCAAGAGUGCCCAUGGGACUGUUCUUUUGGUCCUUUUGCAUGAGCACAGAAUAUUAAGAUCAAUGGUUUGAUUUUAUUGUCGACCAUUUAAAAAACUGCUGUCUCCCAUCUUUCUUCCCUCCGAACCCUGCUGGGUGCUCUGCUCACAAUAUGUGUUGUCAGGUAUGAUUGCUGCCAGGGGCCCCUCCAUUAAAUCAUCUGAAUGUGAGUUGGUUAUGAGAUCCUCACCUCACCAACCUGAAAUACCGAGUGCCUGAGCCAAGUGCCUUGGGAAGAUUUCGUUUGAAAGAUGAGAUGUGAUAGCAUCAGCAAGCAGGCACCUACUGGUGCCACCUUUCCCCAGCCUCUUACCAGUACCAGUGUUUGCAGGUGCUGAACAGAACACGCAAAAUGACACUGUGAGGGUUGCAAUUUCCCCGCUUGGGCCUGCCCUUUUGCUUUUAGCAACAGCUCGACACACCCACAAUUAGCAGGUGAAACUCUCCCCACCACUUAUCUCCAUGCUACCAACAACUUUGCUCGAAUAUUCAGUCUAUGCAUGUAGGUCUCCCACUAAAGGCACAACUAAAGGCUUAGGACCUAGGUAUUUGCUAGGCUGCCACCACCUACUCCCCUUUACAUCAGCCUCAUCCUUGAGAUAAAGGGAAGACUCCCUCUUAGCUGUGUUGCAUUUGCGGAUGGUGGUGACAUGCGAGAUGGAAUUCUCUGCAAUGGCACUCCAGUUGUGUAACACCUUCACUGAUUUGGUUGACGCCAACACUGAUGGGUUUUAACUGUCUGAAAAAGCUACUGUCAUUUACUGAGGCUUUUGGCUAAGUUGACUGGAGGAGAUGUUUUGUUGCUCUCUGGCGCAGCGAUGCAACUUUGAUUUAUUGUUGUCACUGUGGUUUGAGUUUAUUUUUAAAAGAUUGCUUUUUUAUUAAUGCAUUAUAUUGCACUCCACUCUCAGAUUAAUUUUAAUGAAGAGUGGGUUAUAAAUCACCCCCCCAAAAAAACGAAACUUUAGCAACCUUGUUUAUUGGACAGACACAAUCCUGGGUCUGGGGAAUAGUUAAGAAUGAGCACAUUGAGGAUGAGCAGAGGAAAUGGGAGCAAUGCUCUUCAUAUAACAACCAGGAAGCAUUGAAGCAAGACAAAGGGGGAGCAUGGGAGUGUACGUACUUUGCAUGCAAAACGUCCUGGGUUCUAUCUUGCCAUAUCUUGUUAAAAGGACUGGAUAGGGAAGGUGAUUUGAUGUGGAAAAAACACUGCCUGAAACCCUGGAGAGUAGACAAUAUUGAAUUACAUGGCCUAACAGAGCAAUCCAGACCCCUGAUCUGUUGUGCCAAAGGGAUUUGGAUGGAGAGGAGGUGCCUCUGCUCAGUUUUCUCCAGCCCCACAAGCCUUUGGUGGCAGGGGAGCUCUACCAUAGGUAGGGAAGCCCUGACACCAAGGAGCACCCCAAUGAGCCUGCCCUAACAGUGGGGAGAAACUACUGCCAGUGGCAUUCUUGCUGUCAGUUCAGGCACCAAAGGACUUGCUGGAUCCUUGACAGAUCCUGAUGCUGUCCUACAAUGACAGUGAGUCUGUUCCAUGUCUCCUCACUGUGUCAGCCUGGGAGUUAGUGCAGCAACAGGGCAUUUUUUCCUGUCCCUCCACAGUCUGCCUUGACCUGUACAAGUGCCGGGGCUGUAGGUGUGGCAAGGCCUGCUGUGCUCCAUCAAGCUCCACCACUGCCAGCCAGGGGUUGGGGUUGCACCCUAAUAGCUUGACCUGCUGGAAUCCAGCUUCCUAUGAUGUAAAAGCAGAGUUCCCAAACUGUGAUCCACAGAGGCAGAGCCAUCAAACGUCUCCCUGCGAUGCAGCUAUUAAGGAUACAGGAGUACCUUGUGGUCAAAAAAGUUGGCACAUCUCUAUGGAAUGCAGGGAUCAUCUGCCUUGCCUCUGCUUCAGGCUGAGCAUCAACACAUACUAUAACUUGGAAACCUGCAAGAUGAGUCGGAGUGACUAUUCAGACACCCUCAGGGAGAAGGAAGAUGAAAGGUACAAGUGAACAAGCACCGAUUGGUUUAAUUUUACAUUUACCUACCCCAUACUUUCCCGAGCAAUUCCUCUCACUUUAAAUUACAUGAAAGAAUGAACAGUAUACAAGGUCACAAUAUACAAGGUCCUUUAUUAAAUCCUUAAUUUUAUAUCCUGCUCGCCCAGUAUCUCACCAACAUAAACAGACUUUUUGUUGUUAGCAUCCAUCUAUCUCAAGAGCAAAAGGAGUGCCCUCCCAGGGGGCAAGUCAAACCACUGUAUUAGCAGCACCAAAGUGACUUCCCAGGGGCGCAAACCUGGGCAAUGUGUAUGGAGGUCUUGGGCUGCCCAGGAGACAAGACUCCUCUCUUGACCUCACUGAUGUGGUCCAAAGGAAAGCAGAGCUAUAUGUUUGGCCCUGGCUUGGCUACAGGAGUUGCUGGAAGAAGGCAUACAAGGCACUCUGGAUUUAUGUAGGUUUUACUCUUUAGCCUUUUCUUCUUCAGAAGAUAGCAGGCCACUCGAUGCCAUUCCUGGGGUGUGGCUGCUCUCACAUGCUGACUGAACUCAGAAAGCACCUCUGGAAAGUCAGUGUGAAUCCAGGUGUGGAAUUUCAGUGUGAAAUUCAUCUAAGUGACUGAGGAACCCUUAACCCUGUUCCAGCAAAAUUCCCUGAUGGCCAAACCUCACCAGACAUGGAAGAUCCACGAUUAGAUCUUCAGUGAUGUUGUUUUUCAUUUACUUAAUUUAAAGCCACUUCAAGGGACUUCAGUUUUGACUGAAGAAGUGGCUCUGAGGAGUACUUAACCCAUUUCCCUGAUGUAAAUUACACUCCCAAAAAUCAUGAAUUGCUCUGAAACAGAGGGGGGAAUGCAGGUACCUAUACCAUGUCUGUAUCCCCACCCCCCAUUUUUAAAAUAAAUAUUUCAGAGUGGGAGGUUUUGAUAUGGCAAAUUGCAAAGGGCAUCGCUGAUCUGAUCAAAAUCCAGCACAGCUGCUUUAAAAUGGGAAAGAAAACUCCCAAAUAUCUGAUCAUCUUGUGUGGUUGGCCCUUAAGCCUUUCAUGGCACAUCUGUGCCCCAGAGAGGGCCAAAGGGCAGUGGGAAAGAAAAGCAGCUGUACCAACUGCAGCUGCUGUACUACUGGUGUUGAAUCUGAGGCUAGGGUGGGGCCUGCUGCUUAAUUUCCAAAAUCAGAGGUGCUGAUGGGGGAAGAAGGCUCAAGUCUUCCUGGAAUGAAGGAUCUCUGCUAGCGUAGCUAUUCUUUUUCAGUGUGGAAUGGCUGCUGUGUUUACACAGUAGUGCUGGAAAAGAAGCCACAUGUGCUCAGAUAUAUUUCGCUUUUUAAAUCAUUAUGUACAUGCUUUAGAGCUGAGCUCAGACCCAAAAAAACAGGAUCAGGGGCAAGCCAGUCAGGACUUUGCAAGCAGGUGGUUUUAUCCUUACGGCUCUGUUACUAAGACCCUUUUGAUUUUCAAGGAGAUCCCCAGUACAGAAGCAGAAAUUGAUAUCUUCUUUUUGAUGCAACACUUAAGUACAGUCGACCUGUCUAUGUUGGCUUCCUAUACAUUUAAACUGUAUUCAAAGUGCAUUACUCCCCCCUUCCCCCAAUAAUCCUGGGAACUAUAGUUCCCCCCCUUCACAAAACUACUAUUUGCAGUGCCCUCAACAAGUUACAGAUCCCAGGAUUCUUUGGAGAAAGUCACACCCUUUAAAUGUGUGUUGAAUAUGCUUUAAAUGUAGAGCAUGCAUCUGCCUGAAAUGAGACGCAAAUCAUUUAUUGAUCAUGCACAUCCAUGUUUACUCUGUCUGUGCUCCUGAGCCACAUGUGCUUGCACAUUUCUGAGUAAUGCAGUUGAUGGAAUAUAGGACAAAGCUGGACCCAUAGGGCAUAAACUGUAUUUGCACUUAUUAUUUAGAGGUUCUGUUGCUCACAGAGAGUCAUGCUGUCAUCAAGGGCAAAUGUUUGUUUUAUGAUGUCAGCACAGAUAAAAUGACAUAUGCUGAUCUAAGUGUCUGCUGAAUCUAGACUGUCUGAAGCUCAUGAAUUUUUUAUUUUUUUUUAAAUGAUAUUUAUUAAGCAUUUUAAAGUUACAGAAAAGACAAAGAGAUAAAGAAGGGGGAAAAAACAAGGGAAAAGCAAACAGCAGUCAAUACAAAUCAAUAAUAAAAAAAAAACAAAGACAAAACACAUCAAAAUCCAAAAAACAAAAGUAAACCACAAACAUUUAAAAACAGAUCCAAUAUUCCCAAAUCCUUAACUGUCAUUGCCUUAUUUCAUUGACCUCCUCACACCUCCCUUUUUUGUAUUCCAGUUAUUAAUUAUAACAGCAAAUCCUUCCCAUUUUUCAUAAUAUUCUGUCAUUAAAUUACCUUAAUCUAUUUUAACCUCAUCUUACUAUAAAAGACCCUAGAAUUUAAAACUUAAAUCUUAUUUAUACCAAUUUCUCAUAACCAUAACAUAUUCUUGCUUAGUUCUUUUUAACAUUUCUGCUAAAGCCAAAUAGUUUCGUUCCAACAUUUUUCUAAUACUCAUUAAUUUUACAAAACAAUCCUAAAUAAAUUUUUUUUAAAAACUUUCUUCCAAUCUUCAUCCAACGUCUCUUCCUCCUGGUCCCGGGUUUUGUCAGUCCUUUCUGUCCCAUCCAUCUAGUUCGUUAACCUGGUAAUCUUAUGUCCGAGGCCCUUAAGUCUCUUCCAUGUCCCUUCCACAGAUCUUCUUCAUAUUUAUACCUGUACUUUACUUUGUCUCCUGGUCCUUUCACUCGUGGAAACUGUCUGAAGCUCAUGAAUGAACGUUCCUGGUUCUGUUACUCUCUGCUAAACCAAACAGGAAAUAAUAAAAAUAAUAAUUAAUAAACUUUUAUUUGUAUCCUGCCCUCCCCGGCCGAAACCAGGCUCAGGAUGGCUAACAUCAAAUAUAUAGCAUUAGUAUAAUAAUUGCAUGGCCAGGAUCUAUGUUUGGACCAGACAACAGGUGAUGGAUGAGGGAUGUGUUUCUGAACAGUUCCCACAAGUGCAGAUCAUGCUGAGCUGCAACCAAAUUUAUUUUAACUGCUGGUGCUGAAAAGGGUGACUAUAUAGUGUGCAUACAGUCAUAUCUCAAAGAAAGGACUCAGUGAAGUCCCCCUCACCCCAGUGGAGCUAACCUGGCUUCUUAAUGCCUACACAAUUAUUUGGCAGACAUAAUUAUCAAUGUUAUGAGCACUGACAGAAUGAAUAUGUAUCCAGCCUUCUGCCAUCCUUCAGGCGGAGUUGUCUGAAAGAUAACUUCUCAAAGUACUGCUUGCACCUUUAUGCAAUUUAAUGGUUUGGGUACAUCAUCGUUAUAACAUUAGCAACAACAACAACAAUUGAAAGGCUAUGUGCAUACUAUACUGGCUGAAAAUGCACCUAAGGUGUUAUUUUUCUUACCGUAAUUUGGAUCGAGGCUGGUUUGGGGGAAAAUGCAUCAAAGCACAGUAUCUGAUAAAGAAAUUACAGGAUAGAUGUGGGUUGUAGCGUUGUGUGUACCCUGCUUCCUAAACAAGCAGUGGCGUUGUGAUGGCUGCAGAGUAAACAAGACUGUGCAUUCGACUUCCAUUUUUGAACAAUGUAAAAAAAACAGCCUGCUUUUGGGGAAUGAGUUGAGGUCAUCAAAGCUUCAUGCAUCAUGGCGUCAAAGGUCUCUGGCCAAUGAGUACAAUACACAGCUGGUUUCUGCCCCAAAGAUGUGGAACUGGUUUUUCACAAGCUCAGUCCUGAGGAGAAGAUGACAUGUUACACCUUGGGUUACAUACACUUCAGGUUACAGACUCCACUAACCCAGAAAUAGUACCUCGGGUUAAGAACUUUACUUCAGGAUGAGAACAGAAAUAGUGCAGCAGCAGCAGCGCAGCGGCAGUGGGAGGCCCCAUUAGCUAAAGUGGUGCUUUGGGUUAAGAACUGUUUCAGGUUAAGAAUGGACCUCUGGAAUGAAUUAAGUUCUUAACCCGAGGUACCACUGUAUGAGCAAAUGUAAUGAGUGCAACCCUCACAGAAGCGCCACUGCUGCAAAGUAUGUAGCAUGUACGCACCUUUGUCAUGAUGGCGACACCCUGCCUCAAACCUUCAGGGGGAAGCAAUUUUUAUUUUAUUUUGGUGAUCUCCUAUUUAGCCUAAUCCCAUAAAUUUACCCUCCACAUUUUUGCUGGAGCCUUGGUGUCACUGUAAAUCAUGCCUCUCCCAUUCUGCUUGUACCUUUAUUAGCUUUUUCACACCUUCCACUUUUAAUUGCAGAGGCUGAUCUCCAAGGCAUUUGGGGAUCCACUCACAACUCCACCCUGCUUAAUUGUUUGGUGUUAUCUCAUUUCUUCCUUUUCAUUUGUGUUCCCCAAAAUUGGUGGGGAUUUUUUUUUUAGGGGGGGAGGAGUGGGGUGUCUGGAGCUGGUUGUGUCUUUCCUUUUAACAACGACAACAAAGAUGUUUUCAUCUUUAUACUUUUUCCCAAGCUUUUUUAUUUGACUUUUCUCCAUGUCCCUUUGGUUAACACAGUACAGUGGUACCUCAGGUUAAGUACUUAAUUCGUUCCAGAGGUCCGUACUUAACCUGAAACUGUUCUUAACCUGAAGCACCACUUUAGCUAAUGGGGCCUCCUGCUGCUGCUGCUGCUGCUGCUGCGCCGCCGGAUCACAGUUUCUGUUCUCAUCCUGAAGCAAAGUACUUAACCCAAGAUAAUAUUUCUGGGUUAGCGGAGUCUGUAACCUGAAGCGUAUGUAACCUGAGAUACCACUGUAUUUCGGUAAACUUUACAGAUUUGUGCCGGGAUCCCUAUGGGUGGAGAACCCUUUCCAGUGGAAGGGACACAUUCCUUCAGAGCAGUCUUCUACGAGUGGUGGUGGGGCCAGAGGCAAAAGUGAGCAGAGCAAUAUCUUGUUAAUUUUUACCUUUGGAAAGUAGGUUAGUUUCUUCACACUCGCAACAUCCCUCUCUGUCUUCCAUCUAAGCAAGCAGGGUUCAAGUACACAUUCCUACCAGGCAAAAGCACUCAAGGGGGGGGUCCAUGCAAAGUGUUGGGUGUGGCUUUGGUGGGCAGGUGGCCUGGGGAGACUCCUGACUCCUGGGUAGGGAUGGGAAAAUAAAUCAACUUGGUUUUCUCUGUUUCUCAUCUUUCCAGUCUUAAGCUUCUGGGUUUUUUUAAGUGCUCAUGAAAAUUCAAUAUCAUUUCAGUGUGGAUUUCUCAUGAUAGACACGUUUGUAUACAAUGUUACACAAUAUGCAUGUGUUUGCAAAGCAAUUUUCCAUAACAGAAAAUUUUUGUACAGUGUAUCCACUAAUACAGAGCUUUCCAUAUUUUUCAUGUCGGUGACACACUUUUUAGUCAUGCAUCAUUUCGCGACACCGUAAUGCAGUUUUACUAGCAAACCAGAGGUUAAACUAACCCCUUUCCAGUGGCGUAGCGUGGGUUGUCAGCACCCGGGGCAAGGCAAGUAAUUUGCGCCCCCUAACCCGUGGAUUUUAGCACUCGAGCCAGGUAGGGGCAGAGAGCUGCGAGUGCGAGCGCGCCCCCCCCAGAUGUUGCGCCCGGUGCGGCCGGCCCCCCCUGCACCCCCCAGGCUACUCCACUGCCCCUUUCCAGCCCCAAGAGGAACGCGGGGAGCAUUUGUGCGACACACCUACACACUGCAGCCGACACACUAAUGUGUCAUGACACACAGUUGAGAAAGCUCUGCACUAAUAUAUGCAUUUAUACGCAAACUUUACACUAGCAUAUACAUUUUUUUGUACACAUUACUUGGCUAGAGAACUACACUGCAAAUUUCAGAGAUGUGCAAAUUUCAAAGGAUGCAUGUAUUUCAUUCAGUGUGCAACUUGUUUCAGGAAGUGCAAAUUAGGUAAGUUCACCUUUAAAUGUGAACUGAAUCGGAUUUCUUCCCCAUCCUUAUUCCUGAGUGUCAGAUAGGAAGUCCUGGAGGGCCUGAGGUCCACCCCCACCCCGGUUUACCUCUUACUCUCAAUCUACCUCUUGUGUUGUUGUUUUUCACCCUUGUUUGGGCGUAGCUUCAUGGACUUCUUGGAUGCUCUUCAAGGCUCCUUUGGAUCUGAAAGCUCAAGUCUGGGCUGUACUGAGGAUUCCAUUUCUGGCUUAGUUGGUUCAAACUCCCUGCUGUUUUAUCAAUACAAAAAGGCACACCCAAUGUCUAAUUAAAACUGGAGCAAUGCCAUAGAUCAAUUGGUAGACCAGUGUUACUUAAGACCAGGUGUUAUCUCACACUUCUUUGUAGCUGCGCAUCUCUUUGAUCUUAAAAUGAAACCCUUUGGGCAAUGGCAGCAACAAAUUUAGAGAGUAUUCACACUUUCAACCAGAACAACAAGAAGGAUAGUGAAACUAUGGGCAGUGCGCUGCGUAGGAUAUAUGUUUAAGUGUUUGUGUCUUGGGCAUGAUUUCUUAGCUGAAGAGAGUUAAGGCCUGUGAGAGGCAAGAAAGGAAGAAAAAACAGGAGCAUUGACACUCCUUGGGGUAGGACCCACAGCUUGAGUAUUAAAAUGGGUGUGACUCAUCCAAGUCUUUUUGUUCCAGAAGAAGCCACACCUCUUGGAAAAAAGUUCUGAGUGCCAGACAGAAAAUUGCCUGUGCGAAAGAUACCAAGUUCAUGUUUGAACAAGCAGCUUUGUGGAUUUCUGCCAGUAGAACGAACACACACACACAAACACACAGUGAUUUUGUUGUUUGAUUAAUGUGAAUGGGUCAGUUGCUCUGUUUCUGCUAGUGGCCAGACCGCAAGUGACACCCAGGAGUAGGCGGCAGAGUCUUGGACAACAUUAAUAUUUCUUAAUGACUGUUGUUUUCUGACGAGGCAAUUCACCCGUAAGGGUGGAGCAGAGACCCAGUAGAUGAGUGAUGGGAAACAGUAGUUAAUGCUGUCAAAAUAAGAGAGAGGGAGGGAGGGAGGGACGGAAUUGUGAGUUGGCAGAAAGAGAAGCAUAUUGAGCUACAGGGCCUCUCAUUGGGGAUCUGUUGCCUGUUUGCCUCCAUAUGCACUGGCUCGGUACUUGUAAAUAAAAUACAAAUAUGUCCAAAGUCACUAGUGUAUUUUUGGGCACUCUGCAAACAGAGGCAGUCCAAAAUGGGAAUGCAAACAACACUGAGAGAGAAAACGACAUUGUCACAAACUGAUCCCACUUUACUGAAGACAUAGAUAGGCUGUUGUCUUGAUGCCCUGCUUCUGAGCUUUCCAGAGGCAUCUGCCUGGCGGCUGUCAGAAACAGAAUGCUGAACCGGAUGGAUGUUUGGUUCAAUUCAGCAAGUCUUUUCUUAACUUCUUAUGAAACAAGUCAUGGGCGCUGUUCGUAGGAGCCAACUCCUAGGGGCCAAGUUCCGUUCACCCCCCCCCCCCAAAAAAAUAUUUGACACACACACCCCCAAGUUGCUGGGCAUUGCCAUUCAAAUUGUGUGCAUGUGCCAUGUCUUGUGAUCAGUUGUGCAGGGUGGAGCUUUUAUUCAAGUUGGCACCCCAGCACUGUUUAAUUUUCCAGUGGCGACCUGGAAUCGGAAGAUCCCAACUUUGCAAAGCAGUACUCAAAGUAGAGUAAUCCAGAUUUUCCUCUUUGUAAAAGCAAUCAUUUCUACACAUCUAUCCACUAACAACUUGGUUAGCCUGCGAUAGGUCCAUACCUUCCCAUACAUACACACUUCGCUUUAAUUAAAAGCUACACAAAGAAGGCGUGUACACAUGCCUUUGAUGUUAAUGAAGAUAAGGAUUUAGGCCUGGCAAUCCUUGGAUAUUCUUAAGGAAGCCUCUCACUAUGGCUCCAGCAUGAGUAAAAGCCUCUUAGGCAGGACUGAUUCACAAUUAUUCUUAUUCACUAGGAACACUUUUUUCGCAGUAUUGCAUGCAUCUUCUCCAAACCUACUGAUCUUCCCGAAUGGAAAGCACCAUUCUGCACACACACACACACACACACACACACACACACACACACCCUGUUGUGUUGGCACCAUCUCUGCAGUCUCUGAUCCACAUAGGUGUUGCAAGAGGUGGUGCAUAGAUGGGAAAAUUCCACCCCCUAGACAAGAAUUGCCAGGAAUCCAGUACAGGCAGGAAGAAAGAAGAGUGAAAUGAAACUGUCAGCUAAAAAGCAUCUAGAGAGCCUAUGCAUGCACGAAAUGGCCAAACUAAGCACCAAGUGGUAGAUCUGUGAUCAGAUUAUUUUUCUUUAUUUUCUUUAAAGUAUUUGCAGAGCCUGCUAGCUUGGACAGUGGAAGGGAGUUAACCAUUUCCUUAGGUCACUGCCUUGCUCCAUCGGGGCCACUCCAAGACACCACUUUUUUUGCACCACUGGAGAAAGCCACACAGCUACCUAUGGCAGCAGUAUAUUCUUGCGUGUCUAUUUAUUAUUAUAUUUUAGAUUUUACAUCACAGAAAUUCAUCCUUUGUUAAACAAUUUAGUAAAUAUAUCUGAGGGUUAGAACUUGCCCAGAAAUGGAACUGGACUCAGGGUGCGUUGGGUCACACCAUACCAAGAGAAUAUCUGCAGAAUGGUGCACUCUCUCCUUAAGUGGGCUUUUUUGCACCCAGAAGUGCUAAACUACUAUCGCCCUGUGGCAAUCAUCUCUUCAUUGGGCAAGAUGCUGGCAGUCUAGCUUUAAGCACGCUUGGAGGAAAGUGCUUAUCUGAAGUCUAGACCUAAUCAAGUCUGGCUUGAGGCCCAGUCAUGGCACUGAAAGCGCUUUGGUCAUCCUGGCUGAUGACAUGUGUUGGGAAAAGAUGGCGGGAGAGUGACUUUGCUCAUUCUCCUAGACAUCUCAGUGGCUUUCAAUACGUGGUUCUGCUCCUGCCUCCAUUUACGGAAGAGGUAGUUAUGGCUUGUCUAAGAACAGAAAGUAAGGUCCUGACAGAAAGAUUUUUGAAUGGGGGACUUUCUAGUUCAAAGCUUAUAAAGCUACAGCCCUGUGCACCCAUACUUAGGAGAAAGCCUGAGUGAACACAGUGGGUCUUAACUUCCAAAUAAGCAUGCUUAGGAUUGCACCAACUAUUACUGCCAGUACAGGUAAUGUUUAUAAUAAAGGAGGGUUUCAGAAAGCCCCCUUCAAAGGGAAGGAAGAAAGCAUAGCUUCAGGGGAAGGAGAAGUUACUUCAAGCUUCUCCUUCCACUGCCAGAAGCUGGAACUCAAGCACUCCCUCCUAAUCGGUCAGAUCCGCAAACAGUAUUUAUGGUAAUAUCCCACAGCCUCCUUCACACACACAGCCACAUGGCCAAGUGAUGGCUCCAACUCCCCUAAUUUCCUUUGUUUUGUACAUUUUUAUGAGGUAGACCACAGCUUAUCUUGUCUAAUUCUCAGUAGCCUAUAGCCUGUACCACAGUGAUUUAACAAGCAUUUAUCGCAGUGUUUCUAAAUGUUUUUUUUUCCCACUGACUGACAGAGUCCAGCAUUUAUAAUGCAGGGAAUUGUUCAAGAAAAUGUCAAGGACAGCAAGUAAUUAAGCCUGCUAUUUCACUGUCAGAAAAGCCUUGUGUGAGGCAAGUAACAUGAUCCACUCUUGUCUAUUGUCUGUGGUGCCAGCUGUGCUGCCUUACUCCACCUGAAGCAAAACUGCUUAGGCAUUUCAAGUUUUUCGGCUGAGCUGUCCAUCAGGUCUGACAAGACUGAAACUUCAUUCACCACACCCUCUGUGAGAAACAUUCUGGGCGCUUCAUGGAAGCAGGCAUGCAGUCCUAUAAAGGUUUUUGAAAUGCUCUUUGUCUUGUGCGAAAUAACUCAUAACUGAAGACAUCCUGUGCAAAGUACUUAGAAUAGUUCUGUCAAGGAUGACGUAUUUGGGAAAGAGCUAUAGACAGAACUACCUCGCUGAACAUGCUCAAGAUGUAGAAGGACUGGAUGAAGUCUUAAUUUGCUCGCUUAUCUGACUUGGAUCCUGACACCCAAAUUUCUUCCACGGGGGUCUCAGAAAGACUUAUUCUGAGGUGGUCUGCCAUACUGGGCGAGGAAGAUCAGCAUUGUUUAGUAAAGUUGUUAGGCCUUUCUCACCACCAUGAGAACAUUGCCAUGCACACGCCUUCUGCUCUGUCAACCUGACAAAUGACAAGUUAUUUUAGCUGUAUCUGCUAGAACAAAAACACGGGUAAUGAAAUUGCAGGAUUCUUCUUUUUUUAAAAAAACACACUUUUGACUCCCGCUGACUUCAGUGGGAGAGAUUACAUCCGUAAGUCUCCUCCAUUGAAAUUCAGUGUUGUGUUUAACAGGGUUGUAUUGAAAAUAUGAUUUACUAUUUUUCAGUCCCAAGGACAUUAUGUAAUUGCAGCACCACCACUGAAAGGGCCUUCUCUGUGGUGGCCACCUUUCUAGUCUAAUCUAGUCUAACCAAUGAACCUGGAAUAGGACAGGUAUAUAGAAGAGGGGGCAAGAGGUAGUCAUGGAACUGGUGGAAGGUCUUCAUGAAAAUAGAGCAAUGCUAUUUGUCCAAUUUCCCCUCUUAAAAAUGAGUGUGAGGCAGGAACAUUGCACAUUUCCCCAUCCAUUGUGCUUUCUCAAUGCUCCCCUUCUUCCAGCGGCAAAUGCAUGAACUAAUGAACAGAAUGGAAGCACAUAUGAAGGCAGUUAGUGACUGAAAGGAUGCUCAACUUUACAGAGGACAAUCCUCUAUCUUAAGGGUCAUCCCGUUCAAUUUAAAGAACCAUAAGAAGGGAAAACGGAGACCUCGAAGAUGUCUGUCAACAAUCAGCAUAUGGCACUGUCAAUCAGCUGUUCGACAGUGGAAUUUGCUGCCAAGGAGUGUGGUGGAGUCUCCUUCUUUGGAGGUCUUUAAGCAGAGGCUUGACAACCAUAUGUCAGGAGUGCUCUGAUGGUGUUUCCUGCUUGGCAGGGGGUUGGACUCGAUGGCCCUUGUGAUCUCUUCCAACUCUAUGAUUCUAGGUACCCAGGCCACCUAGUUACAGUGAUCCACAUGGUAGUGAGAUGCACUGUAUUUUUAUUUGAAUUUUAGUUAUUUGUUCUACAAGUGCAUCUAUCCAUAUAAAUCUGUGCAUGCAAAUUUUAUUUAAAUUUGUGUAAUGCAUUGCCUCUUUUUGGAGCGAAAAGUUAAACCUUCCCUUAUCCAGCUCCACGUCCUAACUGAAUCCUCCCUCUCCCAGUGUCUGCCAUUAAUGUCUAUGGGUUAAUGGAUCAACUACAUUAUAUCUACUUUAGCUCGUAGUCUUAACAUUUAAAUUACAUAAUCAGCAUUCACACACUUUAUCAGCCGUUUUAGCUAACUUGUUUCACCACUGACACUCUGAUUUCUUUGUACUCUUACUGAUACUCCUACUUGAAAAUGUAAUUAGUCAGAUGCAAGUGAUGCUACAUGGUAUUCAUAGUGGGCAAUUAGCUCACUGAUUAAAAGAUGUUAUUAUCAUUUCAUUUACACAUCAAAUUACUGUAGAGGCAUUUCACAUCUACAGAUGCAAAAGCGGCAUUUGGAAUUUAAUUUCUAAAAUGAGACUUGUCUAUUCUCAAACUCAAAUUAGAAGUGAUCCCUAUUCUCAAAUUCAAGUUAGAAGUAAUCCCUUCUCAUUUUGACUACGGUAAUUUCAGAUGUUUGAGUGAGGCAGGCUGAAGUCUGUCACAGGAAAGCAGUUUGCACCUGCUUUCUGCGUUUUAAAUUGCAGCACCAGUCUGAUCCUUACACCUAUUUUCAAGGAGCCCAGGAAGAAUGCCAAAUAGCCAGAUUCCUUUGGCUCUUCACUCUGAUGCACCUUAACUACUACCUUUCUAGUCAGUGUCACACAAUUUAAAACAAUCAUUAAAAUACUAAUGCAACAGCAAUAGUGCUUAAGUUUUAGCACAGUUUUAAAAACUGACUUUAAAAACCCCACACUGAUGAAAUUGUGUCCAUAGGCAAAAUGGUUAAUGUCUCACUAGGGUGGACAGAACAUAGGAUGGAACACGCACACAGAAUUGCUAUGCUGGUUGAAAUGUGAAGUCAGCUGCAAUUCUGUAUGUAGCUUAAGCGUGGAAGAGUUAGGACUGGGCAGAAUUCAAAGCUCAGUCUGGAAGAACCCUUGUUUGUAAACACCAGCUGAACCUCUCCAGUCAUUUUACCUCUCUUGUGAAGCAAGGCCUCUUGAACAUUGCGCUUUAGUAAUUCAGCUUUCUAAUACGGUCCUUGCCUAAGGGGUCAAGGGAGGUAACACCAGCAGAAAACAAAACAAAAUAAACCACACACAACAAAGGCACUUACCCAAUUAAAUGAACAUUAUUCACUUAGAAUUAAGCCGAGGAUUUGGAUGCCAGUAUAAAGAGAAAAGUUUAACGGCUCUUCCACAAAGGUUCAAAAAUCUGACAGUCUUCUCAGGAAAGGGAAUCUGUUACAAUAUUAUCGGCAACCACAGAGAAUGACUUUUUUUGAGCCUGUUUGGCUUUAACUUGGUGUGCUCAGACUUACUUGGCCUUAAAGGUCUUUAAGAGAUCUUUAAUAGUUGAUAUAAGAAAAUGUGUCCAUCGGUUCAUAGGAAGUAAUUCGAAUCCCCGCGACGGGGUGAGCUCCCAUUGCUUGGUCACUGCUCCUGCCAACCUAGCAGUUCGCACGUCAAAGUGCAAGUAGAUAAAUAGGUACCGCUUUGGCGGGAAAGUAAACGGCAUUUCCGUGCGCUGCUCUGGUUCGCCAGAAGCGGCUUAGUCAUGCUGGCCACAUGACCCAAAAGCUGUAUGGCCAAUAAAGUGAGAUGAGCACCACAACCCCAGAGUCGUCCGCGACUGGACCUAAUGAUCAGGGGUCCCUUUACCUUUAAAGGGGGUAGGGUAUCCCUGGUCAAGCAUACCAUUUUAAAACAAAUCACACACUCCAUACAUAUACCCCCGACACAACCUGGUAAUCUGCAUUAUUUCAUCUAGAAUAACCAGGGCUGGUUCACGACCCUUAGCUGCCUGAUCCGGAAUAGUAGAUGGUAUUUGGUCAAGGUCAAGGUACAUAUUCCCCUCUUUUGGAAGGAAGGACUGGAUAGACAUGUAAUAAAUAAAGUAUUGGGGUAGGGGCCAGGUAAGCCCCACCCCACACAAUUGAUCACAUGACGUGGCACAUGUACAUCAUUUGAAUGGCAAUGCUCAUCAACUUUGUGAUGUGAUAUAAUGAAAAGAUGUUCAAAAUAACAUUCGUAAAAAAAAACAGAAGCUUUUCUCUUGGGACUUAUAGGAACAGAACUACCUAAAAUGUAUAGAAACAUAUUCAUGUAUGUGACCACAGUGGCAAGAAUGUUACUUGCCCCAAAUUGGAAAGAAAAAGAAGUCCCAGCAAAGGAAGAACAGAUACGAAAACCUAUGGAAUACACAGAAAUGGCAAAACUUGCCGGAAGAAUAAGAAAUCAAGGUAACAAACUGUUUAUAAAAGAAUGGAAACGGUUUAUUGAACAUUUACAGAUAAAUUGUAAACAGAUAAAAACAUUGGCAGGAUUAUUGCAAUAACCUGCAGCUUCAUAAGAAGAUGAAUAAAUGAACAAAUAAAGUUAAUUUGGAUAUGCAGAAGAUAUGAAAAAUUUCAAGAACCGCAGAAAGCGGGGAAAGGAAGUCAAGUUUUGAAAUGUCAAAAGGAUUGUAAAAUCGGGGAAACGUAUAAAUUCGAAAAGGAUAAAUAAAAUUUAAAAAAACUUUGUUGUGGGGGGGGCGGUCCCCUCGAACAUUGGGCCCCUAGGAGUUGGCUUCCUACGCCGACCGGUCGGGAAAGAAGGAGGUUUUCUCCCACGGAGCUGCCAGGCGCAGCCCGGCCCCUCCGCGCGCUUUCCCCAGGCUCCUCGCCGCCCAGGGUGGGGUCAGCCGGGCCUCGACGCUUUCUUUUCCCCCUGCGCGCUAAGGACGCCUGAGCGAGGCGGGCGUCGGCUCUCUCGCCUCUGGGUUGGGCCCAGGUAAAGGCGGAGAGAGAGAUGUCAGGAGGGAGGGCGGCCCGACACGCAGCACUGUUAUGAGUGUCCCACAGUCACCGGGCGAGGGCUGGGGGGGGGUGGAGGGCGGCGGUGGCGGCUCCACGCCCAGGCUUGCAAGUUGAGCAAAGCAUUCCCCAAGGUGCGGCUUGGCCUCUCCGGUGCCAGCAGGGAGGGGACUGGCCGGUCUCCUCCUCUUCCCCAGUCCCCGCCCGCCGCCACCAUCUCCAGCACCGCCGCGCCUUCGGCUGCCUCCUCACCUGGACGCCGCCGCGACUGCUCAGCACCACCACCACCUGCCUCUCUCUCUUUUUCUUUCUUUCUGUUUUCCUUUAAAAGUUCCUACUUUGCUCUUCAUUCGACCCCUCCCUUCCCCUUCAGAUCCCCUUCCCCUCUUUAACGCCCACCCCCGGCCUUUGACCUCCAUUUUGCCUCGCCACCUUUGCGCGCUUUCUCUUUUUUUGGACUCUGUCGCUUUUGGGGUUGCCUGCCUGGUUCUAACUCCUUGAGGACUUGCGCCUUGCGAAGGCCGCUUGCUGCCGGGCGUUGGAGGGAGGGGAAGAAAGCGCACGAGAGCGAGCGAGCCACAGGGGAGCAGCCUUUCGCCCGCCAGAGAAGUUCAUGCUUUUGCUCUCAUCUGUGGGUUUCCUUUUCUGAUUCUGAGGCACCCAAGUCUGAGCCAGCCCAGCCGCCAAGAUGAGCAUCAACGGAUCCCACCCCAGGAUCAACACGGUGGGGAGGAUGGUCAGAACCGACUCCGGGCCGGAUAUGCGCUAUGAUAUUAACAACCAUGCGAUGCUGAGCGGCGGCGGAGGUGGAGGAGGAGGAGGAGGAGGGGGAAGCAGCCAUACCCACACUCAUAAGAUGUAUUACAUCCAGAAAAACUACGGGGACAUGAGCUCGGAAGGCUACACGUAAGUGCAACCAGUCUAGAGAUCUUCCAUCCUGAUCUUCGUAUUUUCCAGUUGGAAACAGACGCACGCGUUAAGGCGUGCAUUUGUAGCUCGCUGUUGCUAACCCGAAGCGGUUUAUGGAAUGGUUCCCACCCUUGAUUGUAAUCAAAGCUCUCUGAAUGUGAAUAAUAAAUCCAUCCAUUCAUUUGAUGCCGCCCCUCCCCACUUUCCACAUUGCACUUAAUUUAUCGGUGGAGAAGAUAGUGGUUGCAUUUGGAGUAUUUCCUCCGGGGCCUCUUUAAAAAGAAAAGUGAGCGCGCGGCGAAGUUGAGAACUUUUUGUUGCUGGUUCUCUGCAGGUUCUGUGUUUUGAAGUCUGGCUCAGUUGCUGUUUGUUGUUGGAUUUUAGAGCGGGGGGGAGGGGAGAGAAGGGGCUGAUGAGAACUCCUUGCAAGUGGGGGGUAGGGAGGAGGAAUGCUCGGGGGUUUCCACCAGUUACCUCAGCCCCAUUGAAAAUGUAAAGUUUCAUGGCGGCUCUUGUCCUUAUCUCUUACAUGCCUUUGGCUGAUAACCUCCUGGAUGAGUUCCAGCUAAGUUUUCCCAGAUAAGGAUUCUUUGCAGUAAAAGAGACUUCCUUUGUGAGUGGGAGUUGCCAAAAAUCGAGGCUGAGAACGUCUUCAUCCUUAUCCAGUUCUUUAAAGUGAUACAACUGCUGAAUGAUAAUUAAAUGUCACUAGCUUUCCCAUGAGAAAGACUUUCGAUUUAUUGCCCCGAGAAAGAAAAAUGUGUUAUGUUUUCCUGUUCAGAAGGCACUGCUGUUUACAAGAUAACAUGCACCUGUGAACCACUUCACACAUUACAUUUCCUAUGAAGCUUUUAAGUGCACCCAAAAGGUAUGCCACAAAUGUUUUCCAAACAAACGUAUCAGAUUUAUCAGGGAGCAGUGACUGACCUCAGCGUCUUGUGAAUUGUGCAGUCCUUCACAUGUGUAGUUCAGUAAACAUGCAUGUAGUGGGAAGCUGUAGACAUUUGUGACUCGACGGUGCUCAUACAUGCAGGUUGUGGUAUUUCUAACGUGGAAGUGCAUUCUGUAGAAGGAAAAAAUUGACAUAGGAAACAUUCCUUUGUCUUGCUUUAUUAUUUACAUUUGAUUGGUUUUCUUUGAACUGUGGCUCAUAAUGUGGUUUCAGUGGUGUGGUUCAGCUGUGGAAGAGGUGGACUAACUGUGAUGGGAGUGCUCUUCUGAGCAUUGCUCUUUUUACUGAGUCUGAUACCGUCCCACACAUUUUAUUUGCAGAUUAGAAGUUACCAACUUCUGAGGAAUGUGUUUUGCAGUUCAAGUUCGCAGAAAUUUCUUCCUCCUUUUCUUUUAACAAAGGCCAACUGCUUUGCUUAAUGAGUUUCAGCAGGUUUUUUUUUUAACUAUCUGGGUUGUAGUUUGUUAGACAGCUCAGAAAGGACUUUUCCUCUGCACCAUGGACACCUCCAGAUCCGUGUUUUACUACUGAAUUGUUGCUCUUGACACAAUCAUCAGGCACUACUCAUGGAUUGAUCCUACUUUAUUAGUUGUUUGGGAGUGCUUGCUCAAAUGCUUCCACUUCAAUGCUCUCAGCAGGAGCUAAAUUGCCACAAAAGGUGGGGGGAGGACUCCCUUUGCUAUGCAAAAUUAGGGGAUUUCAGCAGAAAGUUACUGAAUAAGUACUAGAAAUGAAGCAGGAUGACCAAGGCAAAACUUUUCCAGGUACAAAUCCGGGUUGCAUAUAGCUGCUCUGAUUAGCAUCAUGAGCUCAAAUCGUCAUGAAUGUGCAGUAAAAAUGACACCUGGAAGCUAUUCCAGUAAUGGUGCCGCAUUGGUGUGUGGUGUUCUAGGAAUGUAAAAAUUCCCAGAGGAAUGUAGAUAAGCUGCUAUAGGAAACGAAGGACAAGUUGAUCUGUCGGCAUGAAUGAUAAAAAUACAAGUUCACAGUCCACCUUGCAACGCAGCUGUUUACUUUUUCGGAACUUGGGCUGCACUUUCUGUGUGGGCGUGUAUCCACAGGCAGCUGGUAAAACAGCGUGCUUGUUUUCAAGUCCCCCUAAUGUGUUCUGUGUUUGAAGAAUCAUUCCAUUCUCAUCCCCACCCUGCCCCAUAACCCUCGGCACUUUAUUUCUUCUGCUUUGUUUAUAUUGCUUCUCCCCCCCCCCCCAAUCCUCCCGAGAAACUGGGUGUAGGCAGCUUAGCAGGGCAGCUUCAUAUAUAUAUAUUACCUAUUUAUUUGCAGUAUUUACCGUAUAUACCACCCAAUGACAAAAAAAGUUCUCUGCAAGGCUUAUAAGCAAAAUUAAAACAGUAACAUACAAUAAAGCAAAGUGACAACAAAUCCAAAACAGACUAUAGCAGCAGAGGAUAACAUCAGUACAAGUGAUCUGAAAAAGGACUAAAAUUAUAUUUCAGAUUGAAAAGCCUGGGAAAAUAAAUUAUUCACCUGAUGCUGAAAAGACCAUAAUGGAAAUUUUACAUACAUUGUUCAUGUGCAAUAUAUCGAGUUUGAACCACGUCAUACAUCAGAACAGUUGCAGUAGUGUAUUUUUGCGUGGAAGCAAAUCGUAUCAGCAUUUGUGGGUCUUGUAAAAACUCCAGCAGAAGUGUUGCCUCAGUGGUAUGCACUCAGAAUAUAUUUGCUUAAGGCUAGAAACCUAAACUCUUCUUCAAGUUGGGAUACAUAACCUAAUUCAUCCUAAAUUGUUAAUCCCCAUUUUACAGAUGGGGAAUGGAGGUUGAAAGAGAUCUGCCUUAAAAGUACUCACUGAGUGAGUUAAAAGUAUUGAGUUAGGAUAAAUGGGGUUAAGUUCCCAGUCUAUUGAAUCAUGCCUUUCUCUUGAUAACAGCAGUAUCUAGUGGGAGAUGUGCCCGUGUGAAUGAAAUCUCACAAAUCAACACAUGGGUAGAGCUUUCAUAUGUUACAUCACCACAAACGCAAUGUUCUUCAGUGGAAUCAGUUCAUAUAUUAAGUACAUAAGGUAUGUGCACCAGUUCUAGCGGUACAGUUCUGGAGCAUUCUGGGCCCAGUUCUUCCCUUCUAGAAAGUAAGCCUUAAUGACCUUGGAAAACGUGAGGAUUCCCUAUAUAUAUGGACAUUCAGCCACCCCCCACAACCGGCUAGCUCAGCAACAGCUAUGCAGAGGCAAGAUAGUAUUUAGCAUAUGCAGUACAAUCUGUGAUCAUGGGCAGGCACUCUUGUGGAUGUGGAAAAUGGCAGCAAUGCAGCAGGUUAAAUAUUUUGCCAGGCUGAUUAAUUUCACCUGUUGGAUUUUUACUUGUCAUGUAGCUGUUAAGUGCACAGGAGCCCUGAAGGAAUUAAACCUGGCAACCAUACACAGGAUUCCAGGAACUUUUCCUCUCCAUUGGAAUUAAUACCAUGAUGCUUAUAUGGGUGUUGAAAAGUUCAGGGCUCUAUAAGUAUAGGUUGACUUUAGCAGUCAUGGUUCUUCAUCUCAUUAUUACUCUUCCUUUUGUGUAGGACUGAAUAACUGAAGGUGCUCUGAGCUGUUCCAUCAUUUUUUCCAGUGUGCUGCUGUUGCAGAUCAGCUCCUUUGUGCUUGUGUGGCUGAACAGGGCCACCAUACAAGCCUGUUGAUAAAUAAGACUUCAGUCCUAACUCCACAUACCAUGGAAUACUGUUGAAUCCAAUAGAACUUGCUUCUGAAUAGACAUGGUUAGGACUGCAGCCUAACUGAAGGUAUGCAACAGAUGUUCCUGGUUCAUUAUGACCCUAGUUUGAAUCCCUGUAUAAAAAAUGCUGUACAAGUAGAUAUGCUAAACUAUUUAUAUAAUUUUGUACUUUUUCUGUUGCACAACUGGAGGCUAAGUUUAGCGCUGGUUUCCACAAAUUUAGUAUCUUGCAGAGCUUUAUUACAGGAAGUUGAGUUACUUGUGAGUAUAAUUUGGUGCCUAAAUUAAUAAAGGAAUGCUGCCUCCGUAUUGUUUCAAAAGGAGCUGCCCGCUUGUUUGUUAAUCAGUGAUUUACUAGUUAGAACUGCACAUAGUAUUGCAAGUUUCGCAAUGUCUUGUUUUCUUGUAUUUCACAGGUUAAACCUUAUCUGGGCCCAAAUUGGAGUCUGAUUACAUGGCAGAUUUACACCCUUGUCAGCCCAGCAAAAGCUGCCAGAAAUUUAAUUACUAUCCUAUGUAACCUCAGAAGAAUGUUUCAAGAUAGACCUUGCUUUUGUCUUUAGUGACAGCAUAGCUUAUCCAUGAAUUCAUCCCAUGAGUUCCCUUGCUGAAAUUAGUUCAGAUUAGAUUAGUAAACCUGGUACCAGAGGAAGUGCAGUAGGCAAUAGAAGGCUGUAAAAACAGUAACUCCUAUCCUUCCGACAACUAGUGAUUUUCCUGAAAAGCAUGCAGCAUUUCAGAGGGGCCCUUGUUAAGCACAGAAUUCAGUGCAUUUUUUCUUUAUUUCUCUUUGUUCCCUUUUUGCCUGCAAAAACUUCGGAAACCUUGCACACUUCUCGGAUAUGAGUCUUGAGGAUCAGGCGUUUAGCCCAUUUAUUAUUUUUUUAUGAACUGCAUUCAAACAGAAAUACUGCUCUGUGUGUGUCUGUGUGAGUGAGAGAGAAAUAUGGAAAUUUAAAUGCAAAAGUGACGAUACUUCCAUCUGAGUUUCAGCAUAGUUACCUUUGGGGCGGAGUCUCUGUCCUGCCGAGGCUUAUUCUGUCGCCCUUUGUUCAUUUUAUUAACUAGUACCUUGCUCAGGUAGCAUUGCCAGCCUCUCCCUGCCCUGAGGGCUUGAGCAAGCUGUCUCUGUAAUGUUCCCAGCUUCUGUAACCCUGGGAACUGAGGAAGAGGGUGGUUUCUGUGGAACCUCAAUUGACAGGGAAUUACACUGCUGCCCUCAAUUGCCAGCCUGUUUCUGCAAUUCAGUUAAAAAAUUUUUUUUUAUAACACCCUUAGCACUGUUUUAAACCAGCAAUCCCUUUGAAUUGUGUACACUGCAGAGCACAAUAGUUAAAGCUACUCCCAGUAGGUUUGAGAGAAACCAAAGGUCUUUAUAUACCUCUUACGCAGGCAUAGGCAAUCUCGGCCCUCCAGAUGUUUUGGGACUACAACUCCCACCAUCCCUGACCACUGGUCCUGUUAGCUAGGGCUGAUGGGAGUUGUAGUCCCAAAACAUCUGGAGGGCCGAGUUUGCCUAUGCCUGCUCUAGUGGUGUUGGCUUCUGUAACUACAGGGUAGUGCUUGCCUCCUGUCGACACACAGUCUUUGCGAGUAUUUACUCGACGAACAUCCGCAGCACUAUGCUAUUUGUACAGGUGUGUGUUGACGGGGGGCAGGUGGUCCCCAUAUUUAUUUUGCUCAGAUCUUUAGCCAGUUUGAUGUAGGAUCCACAACAGUGAUGCUGAAUGAGAUUAAAAUGAUGGUGCACCAUGUGGUAGAGCAGUGUGGGUUCCCAAAUUGUGGUCCAUGGAUCACUGAUGGGUCACAAGCCUCAUUGAGGAAGUCUGUGGCAUGUCCUCAUUCAAUGUCCAUAUUGUUUUUUAAUUGUAUUUCCCCCUCUGCUCUGCAACAUCUUCCGUUUCUUAAUGUUGCAUGCGUUUUAAUGGUGUUAAAAUUAGAAUUCUAUGAAAUGCGAAUUGCAAUACAAUAAAAUGCAAGGAGCAAUAAAAAGACAAUUUAAAAAAAUGUACAGCAUCUGGCACAGCACAUUACAUUUGUGACACACACCAUUGUAAUAAUUAAGAGGUCCACUAAGACCAUCAACAAUUUCCAGGCCUACGUUGGGGGGAAACCUUGGGAACCACUGUGAUAGAGCACUGAAUAAUUAUGAUGAUAAAACAUGUCUGCUGAAAAUAUUAUGAUUCUGUACUUAGUACAGUACUUAAAAAAUAAAUAAAUCCUGCCCUGCCCCAUGUAGUUCAGAGUACUCACCUAUUUUCUCUUAACUACAACCCUGCAAGGUAAGCUAAGAGAUAGUAACUGGCCUAAUGUCACCUAUUGAUUUUGCUGGCUGUGUGGAAAUUUGAACCUGGGUCUCUCGAGUCCAAACUCUUAACCACUACAUCCCUCUCACAGCUUCUCCUCCUCACCACCCCAGACCCCCAUUUAGGCUUGAAAACAUCUGUCUACUGCCACCAGCAGAAGGUUAUUUUCAAGCCUAAUUCCAGCAUGUAGCUUCUUGAUCUCUUUACCUGGUGCUUUUAUAACAGGAUGGCCAUCUUCAGCCAGGGGAUUUUCUCCAUCAUGCUGUUUGGAGGUACAGAGGUUUAUAGAAUAAUUUGCACGCGUUGUCUUAGAAAUCCUACCAGUGACAUAUACCGAGGUCAAGGUUAUUAAGUAGCUUGCAUCAGGUUACCUAGAGAGUUCGUGGCAAUAUUUACCUAGGGAUUUCCUGCCUCACAAUUCGCGCUCCCAGUCACCAUGUUACCACUGUUCAAUACCCCACCCCCCAGUAACUGUUUCCUUUAAAGUUGGUCUGCAUAAGGUUUCCAAGUGUAUGGUACCUGCAUUGAUACUUAACAAUCAUAACAGCCGCUUCAGAAUCUGCUGUAGCAAAUGUCCUUCCGAUGUAACUUGCACAGGCAAGUCGGAAUAGCAGACUGAACAGUCAUGCAAAGACCAGAAUUGCAGCUUAAUUUUUAAAAAAAGAAAUUGGGAUCUUCCUAUGUCUCCGUUUUCAGAGCCCUGCCCUGUGUGAAUAAAUACACCAAGUCUCUUCUUUGCUAAUAAAGGAAGGCUGCCACCCCAUCACGAUAUCCCAAGUUGUGUGUUAGGAGUGUCCUGUAUAUGCCGUGACUAAUGAAAUGAUCACACGAUAAAAAGCAGAGAGCAGAAUCUGCAUGCCAAGUACUCUUCAAUUGUACAUAGCUAAUUAUUGCAGGUGGGUUAGCUCAAGAGAGGGAGAGAGAAAUGAUAAUAAUAAAAUAAACCCACUAGAAGCAAAGAGUGCUGCAACACAGUGAAUCUUUAGUCAUGAGGAACUACAAGAGGGAUAAGCCUUUCAUUAGAAAAAUGGGCGAGGCCUCUUUGCCACAGACUCUGGGAGAGCUGCACAUGAAGCAUUGUCAAAAAGUUGGGUGUGCUGAGGCAGCAUGCUUGAUGCCCAGAUAUUGUGUCAUCAACUGUGAUGAUUCUCUUUUAAGUCAAAUGAUAUGGGGUACACAGCCCUAAAGGAGUGAAGCCAAUGUGUCAUAGUGGAAAGGCUGCAACACAAAGAAGUCCUGUGUUUAAAUCCCUAUUCGGGCCCAGAUUUUUAGUCUGCUACUCUCUUAACCAUGGCAAAUGGAUCAGAAGUAGGUUGUGGGCUUGUAUAAUCCUCCUUUUAAUCACCAUUCAGUAUUACUUACGCACUGUUGCUAACCAUGGCGAACACUUAAAAAGGUUGUUUCUUGAUCAAGGUCUUGCAUGCCGACUUUAACUCUCAUUUCAAGAAUUGGUUGAAAGAAUUGGGAACCAUAGUUAGCGAUGGUUUGCAUGUAAUGCUGAACCAUGGUUAAGGAGAACAAAGCAAGGGGAAUUCAUGCUGGAGAGUAACUAUGCUAGGAAAGUGCAGGGAACUACAGUGGGGGAUAACGUCACUGGAUAAUCCCUGGGAAGAUUAAAUGUUUUGUUUUGCUGUUACGAUUCUCCAAAGCUAAGAAUGGGCAGUGUUUUGUGUGACCUCAGGCUGUUGUUAGCAUUUUAAAAAGGAAGUAAAGUUCUUUACGAUUGCAGAGACAGGUUUGCCUUAUUUAUUUAUUUAUUGGAGCAAUUUAUUAAUUGCUUCAUUUUUAAAAAACAAUGUAUAAAAGGUAUAAAAUUUGUAAUUAUCCAAAUAGCCUCCAACCUAUUAAAAAAAACCAAGCAAACAGGCUGCUUGGCACAUUCCUGGGUUAGUUUUGAAAGGGACAGACAUUGGAUCCGUCUUAUUUGUGCCAUUUAACCUUUUAAAAGUUUAAGAAACAAAACCAGUGGAAACCUAAUCAUAGCAGCAUUCUGCAGCUGAUGUGGAAUGGGUGUGUGAACUCUUUCAAAAUAGUGAUUACUAAUGGUGUAGAUUUACACUUGAUUUUCAUUUCUGUGCAAGUUGCAUUCAACCACAGUUGUAAAUGCCAACAAAUUUUUAUACAGGGGUUUAAUCUUUUCGGUGGGGGAGUAUCCAAUCUUGGGGGGCAGUGAAGUUCACAGUUGUGUAUGUUUAAGGUCGCUUUGGGAUUUAAAAAAGGAUAAGAAGAAUGUGAUGGAUCAUGGCUGUGUGAACAAUUGAUAACUGGGACUCUUUAAGAACAUCUCCACCAGUAGAUAAUUUUUAAUCAGAUGUGUCUGACAGGUACUUUAGAAGAGAAUCUUGGCAGACCUUAGAGCAGGUAUAGGCAAACUCCGGCCCUCCAGAUGUUUGGGACUACAGUUCCCAUCAUCCCUGACCACUGGUCCUGUUAGCUAGGGUUGAUGGAAAUUGUAGUCCCAAACAUCUGGAGGGCUGAGUUUUCCUGUGCCUGCCUUAGAGAGCCCCGCAGUGGGACAGAGCACAUUGUAUGAUACACUUGACAGUGAGGAGUCCUGUCCUCAGGGAUCCAUGGCAUUUCCCCCAGCUCUUUCUAUUCAUUUUGGAAUUAGAGCAUCUCCUGAAAUGUUCUGUACCUCUGCUCUCAUAUAUUUACCCACCUUAAGACAGUGGUAAUACGUUGCAUCAAUAUACAGAAAAAUUAAUGCACAUAAUAACUGCUUAACUCCCUUUUUCUCUACGCCUUCUAGGCUACAUUAUUUCUUUAAGGGUUACCAUGUGUAAUUAAUGUCAGAAGUUACUGUUGCCUGCAUUAUCUCCAAGUGAUGCAUCAGUGACUGUACAAAGUCCUUCAAUGAUUUAAUCAUGGCAUACAGUAUUCCCCCUCCCCGCCUUUGCAUCUGACUUCUUUUAUCCAGGGUGCCUUUCAUUGUAAUCCCAUGCUUGUUCAGACAGGUUGGUUGGGAGGUGAAAAUAGAAAGCACAGUUCCUUUUUUUCACAUGGGAGAAUUGCUUAAUUAUUUAAAUAUGAGCAAUAAGAAGUUGCAACUAAUUCUUGUUAUGCACGUGCACGCACACACACACACACACAGAGAAGUAGCUUAUCUAAAAGCAACACUUAAAAGUAGUUUUUAACCAUUCCUAAAAUUUAAUAGUAGUCAAGAGUUUUGCUUGUGGGGCCCCACCUGAGUACUACUUCCCUGAGGUUUCUUCCUAGGGUGGUGUAGAGUUGUCUGCCCACCCCACCCACAUCCAAGGAAGGGUGUGUGUCUGGGUAGGGCUCAUAGGCAGCCAUUUAAGAGUUUACAAUCUAAAUAAUAAUAAUUAGGGCCAGCUAGUGAUCAGCCUUUGUGUGAAAGCGUAAAAAAUGAGAGGAGUCCUAUUCCCAUUUACCUCAAACUCAAACGGACUCCACUCAGGGUGGAGCAACUGUAUCACAUCUGUGCAUACCUGGGCAUGCAUUCUCACAUGCGCACACUUUGCUCUGACCUUUCCAUACAAGUUGGACAACUUCUGUACGUACAGCUGAAUGAAUUGGGCUAUGCACACUCAUGUUAGCUGCCUCAUGCAGUAAGCCCAAAGCACUUUGCUGAGCUAGGCCCAAGUACGGAGCAAAAACCAGUCCUUUUUUUGGUGAUAUUCUUUCUCUGUGACACUUGGGGUGCAUGGACCGUUUACAAAGGGGGACAUGAAAAAUCUGACAGGUGGCUGUUGCUGAAAGUAUGCAAAAGUUGUUGAUUUGCAAACAAAAAAUGACACCUAGCAGUUCAAAAACGCAUGCAGGGAGAAUGGUAGGAAAUGAAUAUUUUCAUUAUUUCAGCAGAAAUGUUUCAUUUACUCUCUCUUCCCCCCACAGUGCAGGAUAUUGUUGGCUCCUCUGUUCAUUCAAGGAGGGGACGUACACAAAAUGAAUCGAAAGCUUCCUUUGCUUUCUUCCAGUCCCUUACCUGAAUUCUGGGCCAACAAACGCCAGUCUCUUAUCUGAGUGCUGGAUCAACACAUAUAGGUGGUCCUUCCUAUAAUGCCCUUGCUCUGAGCUGGAGGGAACACAAUUUCCUCAACAAUAACUGUGAGCAAUCUACUCGCAAAGCCUCCUGUCACCCCUUGAUUGAGUUCUACCUACCCUUUAGGAGGCAUGCCUAUAAACUUCACUUUAUGGCUCACAGUGGCAUCAAGGUGCAUUAUGGAUGCUGGUAGAGUUUACAUUUUCAUGGGAGAAAAUAGGUGGCUGCUUGUACUUCUUUGGGGGUUCACAGACUGCUUUGGGGGUCCACCUCUCUGCUUUUUCUCUUCUGCCUACUUCAAGGGCUUUGUCUAAAGUGGGAGGAUGGGCAUGAGAAGCAGAUAGACUGGAGAAGGCAUCAGCAGGAACUCUGCGUACACGAGGUCACAUAGGUGCCAUGUUUCUCCUUAGAAGUCUUCUCCAUUUGGCCUGGAAGGCAGACUUGACAGAGCCAAGCCCACCUGUGCUUCACCUGGCAUCUUACAAUGCCAUGCAUGGAACAGGUGAAGCCACGACACCCAGUUCCAAAAGAAGAAUCUGGAAGAUUUAGGAACCCUGCUUGAAAAAGUCGUUUCUGAGUUUGGUUCCUUUUUCUGUCAUCCUGCACGGCAACAAUGCAGCAAUGUUAGAAAAAAUAGUACGCAAUUCACGUAAGCGACACCUUGUUAAUAUCACCUUUUUAGCAGAAACUGUUAGCGUUUUAGCAGAAAUUUGGUGUUUACAAUAAAAAUAUUGGCAAAUACUUCAGUUUUCAAAACACUCUGCUCUUUAUUGUUGAACUCUUGUAACAUGUUGUCUGUCCUUAACAUUUGAGACUUCGAAGCACAUACGUUUCAGUAAUCCUUGAGUGCUAGCCAGGUGCAAAAAAUGGCACCCAGACUUUUUGAGGUGCUCGCAAAUGGAGAAUCUUUAGGCGCAAAAUGCUAAUUUCGAAGUCUGAGUGCAAGUGUCAAACCUAGCAGUUGCUCAAACAUCACCUAUUCACCUUUCCCCAACCUUACUUAUUCUUUCUAUAGCUGGUGCCCCAUGAUAUUCUUGUAAAGAAGCUGGUAAAAUGCGGUCUUGACUAUGCUACCACUCAGUGGAUUUGUAACUGGCUGACUGACCGAACCCAAAGGGUGCUCAUCAAUGGUUCCUCUUCAUCCUGGAGAAGAGUGACUAGUGGGGUGCCACAGGGUUCUGUCUUGGGCCCGGUCUUAUUCAACAUCUUUAUCAACGACUUGGAUGAUGGACUCAAGGGCAUCCUGAUCAAAUUUGCAGAUGACACCAAACUGGGAGGGGUGGCUAACACCCCAGAGGACAGGAUCACACUUCAAAACGACCUUGACAGAUUAGAGAACUGGGCCAAAACAAACAAGAUGAAUUUUAACAGGGAGAAAUGUAAAGUAUUGCACUUGGGCAAAAAAAUGAGAGGCACAAAUACAAGAUGGGUGACACCUGGCUUGAGAGCAGUACAUGUGAAAAGGAUCUAGGAGUCUUGGUUGACCACAAACUUGACAUGAGCCAACAGUGUGACACGGCAGCUAAAAAAGCCAAUGCAAUUCUGGGCCUCAUCAAUAGGAGUAUAGCAUCUAGAUCAAGGGAAGUAAUAGUGCCACUGUAUUCUGCUCUGGUCAGACGUCACCUGGAGUACUGUGUCCAGUUCUGGGCACCACAGUUCAAGAAGGACACUGACAAACUGGAACGUGUCCAGAGGAGGGCAACCAAAAUGGUCAAAGGCCUGGAAACGAUGCCUUAUGAGGAACGGCUAAGGGAGCUGGGCAUGUUUAGCCUGGAGAAGAGGAGGUUAAGGGGUGAUAUGAUAGCCAUGUUCAAAUAUAUAAAAGGAUGUCACAUAGAGGAGGGAGAAAGGUUGUUUUCUGCUGCUCCAGAGAAGCGGACACGGAGCAAUGGAUCCAAACUACAAGAAAGAAGAUUCCACCUAAACAUUAGGAAGAACUUCCUGACAGUAAGAGCUGUUUGACAGUGGAAUUUGCUGCCAAGGAGUGUGGUGGAGUCUCCUUCUUUGGAGGUCUUUAAGCAGAGGCUUGACAACCAUAUGUCAGGAGUGCUCUGAUGGUGUUUCCUGCUUAGCAGGGGGUUGGACUCGAUGGCCCUUGUGGUCUCUUCCAAUUCUAUGAUUCUAUGUCCAUACUUGAUUUUACAAUCUAUGCUGGCUAGUUUUGGAAACAACCAGCGCACACUCACACACCCAACAGACUCAUAGUGGCUUUGGAAUUGCAGUCAUACCUUGGUUCUCAAAAGGAAUCCGUUCCAGAAGUCUGUUCGACUUCCAAAAAUGUUCCUGCACUCAAUCGGAAGCUGCGUCGGACACUCAGCUUCCAAAAAAUGUUUGCAAACCAGAACACUCAUUUCCAGGUUUGCGGCGUUCAGGAGCCAAAAAGUUUGAGUCUUAAGACGUUCGAGAACCAAGGUACAAAUGUAUAAUAAUGGCUAACUGUGGCAACAGAAAUAAGCUGCUGUGAACUUCAAAUAAAUGUACUCCUCCCCUUUUCUCUCUUCCAGCUGAGAGGAGAUCAGAAGCUUUCACUUGUGUAUUUGAUUAGCUGCAGUUUAGUGUUUCAUCCAAACCGUAAAAGUCCGUCAUUCAAAACUAUGGUUUGUUGAAACUUGGCAGCUUUGUUGUCCAAGAUGUGAAUUGACGUGUUUCAGCAAACCAGAUUUUCUCCGGAUUUGAACAUUAUGACAAAUUGUGUUUAAUAAAAAAUGCAAGUGGAAGCUUCUAUCGCUUCAUGGUUGUACCAGAGGAGGAAAGGGGGGAGGCCUGUGCUAGCCUGGGGCUCUCGAAUGUUUUUUCCUGUAGUUUAUUACUAUGUCUGAAAGCAAGCAGUACCACUGGCAUCUGUGACAGUAGCUUAGAACACAGUUCUUUUCAUAUGAUUCACCCCCCUUUUUUAUGUAGUGACUUUGCUGUAUCAGUUCUCUGUGUCGCGGGUUUCAUUUGCGCACACCCAUGUGUGCUUAAAUCUGGAACUUGCCACAUGAGAGAAAUCUAUUGAAAAAUACCCCCACAGCAACAUAGUAAAUGCUAGAGUUCCACCGGUAACUGAAAUGGUCAUCCCGCUGAAAUGGUCACAGUGCAAAACUGAUGUAGAAGAGCCAGGCCUUGGGAAAAGUGACUGUAAACAUCUUUCCAAGUUCAAGACUGAAUCACAUAUGCACGUGUAACAGCACGUGAAAAUGAUUUUGGGUUGCACUCAAUGCUAGUUGUAGUCAGAGUCAGGGUGGAUUUGAUUUAAAUCACGAUUUAAGUCACUAGUCAGUAAGACUUGAUUUAAAUCACUAGUCAGUAAGACUUGAUUUAAAUCAAUUCUUUUUACAGAAAGACUCAUUCUUGCUGGUAUAAUCUUAAUAAUUACAACCAGAUGAAUGUUUCAUUUUUGAAAUUUUCAGAGUAGUUUUUACAGUUAUAUCAAAAAUUACUGAUUUGGUUAUACUAUUAGAAAUACAUUGACAGAUAAUUAUGAAAUUAUUGUGAGGUUUAAUAAGUUAACUGUUUAUAUUUGGACAACUUUUCUGCUGUACUUUAUUGGAAGGAGAAAAAUAAUCAUUUCCUGAGUAAUAAUUUAAACAAUGUAUUUAACUAAAACAAUAACAUUGUAGCAUAUGUAUCAAUGUUUGUUAACUGAUGUGGUUAAAUGUUUUUUUUUAAAAAAAACAGACUGAGUUUUAGUACACAUGAAAAACUUAAAACAAAUCCUUAUUUCCUGAUGAAUAGCCUUUGGACUAUAAUGUAACUUAAAUAGAAAACUAUCUUUAGAAAUAUUUUUGCUCCAAAAGCAUUUUAUUUUAAAAUCCGAUUUAAAUCAAAAAAUCCAAUUUAAAUCAAAACUGAUUUAAACUUUUUUUUAAAAAAAUUGAUUUUUUUAUUUUUUUUAGACAAUCAUUGAUUUUUAUCCACCCUGGUUAGAGUAGACCUGCUGAAAUUAAUGAACAUGCCUCACUUAAUUUCUGUUUCUUUUUUCCUACUCCUUUACUUCGUUCGAUCAUACAUAAGAGCCUACUUUAAAUUUGGAGGGGUAGCCCUUGCUGUCAUAAGAAGAAAGUCAUUUAGAGGCUGCAAAGUUUGGCAGAUAUUAAAAGUAUUGUGCAUUUGAACUGCAGUGGCUGUUUUGCAUAUCCAGUUGUCACUUGAUGUUUAAUUCAUUGCUUUAUGAACUUGCAUGUAAAUCCAUAAUCGCAUUGAAGUCACUAGGUGAGCAAUACACAUGCUGACUGUAAUAAUUCACUCGUUAAAUUAUUAUUAUUGUUAUUGUUGUUACGAGAGAGCUCUUGAAUCUGAGUGCACAGGAUAGAAUUUAGCUUACGCUGCAGAAAAUAAUCAGUACAAGGGAAUGUACUUAGCCAGCUGGAUUAAGCUUGGAAGUUUGUUGGUUUACUAAAGUAUCUGUUUUAAUAGAGGUGCUUCGAUUUGGGAAAUGCCUGAGCUUGUUGGGAGAGCUCUGAUGCCAUCAGCGAGGUGUGGCUCCUAGUUUGCAGCACCUCACCCAUAGACAACUAGUGCAGGCUUGCACCUGUGGCUGAACGCAGCAUGACCAAACACUUGCAAAGCAGCCUCUCUCACACAGCUAUCCUUUGUGUAUAUUAUAUAUAAAGUGGCCUUUGAAGCAGAACGCCUCUUCCUUUAACAGGGAGGUUGUUUCAAAAUGCACUUUGUGCUGCCCCUAAAAUAAGUAGGCAAGGGACUUUAAUCUCUGCUCAUCGGUUGAUGACCAAAGAUGAAAUCCUGUUGUCUAGGCUUUGUGAUCCUGUUCGCUGCUGGGAACAGAGGAGUGAAGGAGUAAACCCUAUCCUUCCACCCAUCAGCUGACAGAACCAGGGACAUCAGCUGGUGGGUGUUUGGGGGAAAUGGCCUGGUGAGCUACAUUCAACAAGCCAGAGGUUUCCCAACCUGGUAGCAUACAUUUUUAAAAACAAGUUAUCCAAAGCUAGUAGUAUCUUCUCUACUGUACUGGUACAUUUUACCUACAUAAAAGGAGAUUUUCUAAGCAGACUACAUUACUAAGCUGUUCCUGUUAGAAGCACGAUUUCCAGAAUGUAUUUUUCUGCCUUGAAAGUAAUAGAAUAAUAGAAUUGAAGAGUUAUUUAGUCCCACUCCCUGCAGCAGUGCAGGAUUCUCUUGCCCAGCGUGGGGCUCAAACACAUGAACCUGAGAUUAAGAGUCUCCUGCUCUAUUGACGGAGCUAUCCCAGCUCAGUCUUCCAGUUGACAAUACAGAAUUCCAAAAGAUGGUUCUCUUGGACUGUUACCACAAUGGAAUCAUUGUGUCUGAAAAGACAGAUUAAGUCUUGGGUACGGAAUUCCUCUAAUUAUACUGAAUGUGUUUUGAGCUCAAAUGGAAAGAACCACAUUAUUGGGUUCCAAACAGGCUUUCUGAAUCCACUCUGAUCCCUUCUCCUUGGACGUAUAUAAUCCCAAGCUCCCAAACUGUUUCUGAAUAUCUUGUUCAGGAUAGGAUCAGUUUACUUGGGAAUACUGUUCUGGAUAAAACUUCAGUAGUGGCAGAAGUUUACAUUAUGUAUUGGCUUUCUUCUUUCUUAUUACAAAACCUUGUCAUGCCUGGGCCCUUAGGCGCUGUUACAUAAAAGCUGGUUGGCAAUACCCUCACCAAGAUGCCACAUACAUGAAUCUGGAAUAGUAUCUUGUUUUGUAGAUUGGUUGAGAAAGCAAGGUCUGUAUUCUCUGUCUGGUUAAAUAUCCAUAACAGGUUCAGAAAAUCAGGUACAGGUUUCAGCUUGAGCAUUUAUCAUCAUCAUAUCAUCACCACCAUCAGUGCUCUUAAUGCUUUGUAGUGUAAUGUAAGUGAACCCCUGUCCCAAGAUUCUUUUAGCCUAAAUUUAGACAGUUCAGAGAGGAGGUAACAGAGGAGUUGGCCAAGGAUAACAAGGGAUGGGUAUAAAACCAAAUACAGUGGUGUGUGCUUUGGCUUCAUUUGAAAUGAGAUCUUGGUUCAGAUUUCACAGAAGAAGGAGGGAUUUGAAGGAAGACAGCUGGUGUCAUAUAUAAUUCUGCAGGAAUUUACAGAAUGAUGGGUUAGAAGGGAGAAUGGACUGAGCAGUUUUGCACUUGAGUAUUCCGGCUGUCCUGGUCUUCCUGUGUGUUUCUAGGCUAGACUAAGAAUGUCUGUUUCAUACACCAUUCAUCCUUGUGUUUGUUUCAUUGGCAGAAUGGUAACCACAAGCCAGUGUUUAUUUAUUUUUUACUUAGCUCACAUUCCCACCGUGGUUUUUAUGAGGCUGCAGACUCAGCAUUGUAACUCUUUUGUGUGUGACACACAGACACAAAGGAGGGGUGAGUGUAUCAAGGAGAAUCUCUGUGAAGCCGCACAGGUUACAACACUUUAAUUUGAAUAAGGUGUGCUGCUUGCCUUGGGAAAUGCAUUUAAAAUCCAUGAUUAAUUAUAUCUGUGUGAUUAAUUCUCGGCCUCUCUUUCUCCUUCCCUUAGCCACAAUGGAACCGGCACAAUGUCCAGGCGUCAAAACACCAUUCAAGACCUCCUGCAAAAUUGCUCCGAUUGCCUCAUGCGUGCCGAACUCAUAGUGCAGCCUGUAAGUCUUGUUCCAUUGCUGAACCUAUAUGAAUGCUAACCUGGGAGAUGCUGUUUCCCCAUUCUGAAUGAGCAAGCGAGAACGCAGACCUCAGAAAAAGUGCUGUGGAACAGUUGAUUACAGAGGUUGCCUGCUUUUUAAGACUUGUGUGCACUUCUGGUUUUUUUUUAAUAAGUUCUGUGGGUGCCAGUCCCUCUAGUCACUUCUUUCCCUGCUCCCCCGGAUCAGCUGCACUCUCGUGAGAUGGAAAAAGAGAGCAAGUGCACACAAACGUAGUUUCAUUUUUCCAAGGUAGAAUUCAGUAGAAUUAACCAGAGUAGAAAGAGUGUCGUCCUCCAGUUCAAGGAGAAAAAGUAUGAUCUUAUGAUCAAAGGAGUAGUUGGGGGUCGGGGAGCUCAGGGGCUUUGUAGGCACCAAGAAGAUGCUUCAAGGGUUCCGUUGCACCCAUGUUGGUGACCCCUGGGUUUAUUCGGAAGGAAGGAAGAGAGGUUCUGUGGCUUAGUGGUGCAGCACCUGCUCUGCAAACUCAAAGGUUCUAGGUCAGCCUUUCUCAACCUGUGGGUCCCCAGAUGUUGCUGAACUACAACUCCCAUCACCCCUAGCUAGCAAGGCCAGAGCUCAGGGAUGAUGGGAGUUGUAGUCCAACAACAUCUGGGGACCCAUAGGUUGAGAACUGCUGUUCUAGGUUCAAUCCUUGGUCUCUCCAGUUACGAGGGAUUAGCUAGCAGGAGAUGUAGAAGACUUUGGCUAAAGACCCUUGAGAGCUGAUACAUAUCAGAUUAGGCAGUGCUGUACUAGAUGGACAAACAGUAUGGUUUGGUGUAAGGCAGCUUCCUGUACAAAACAUACCUAACUGUCCAAAUAUGAGAGAGAGAGAGAGAGAGAGAAGGCAGUAUGACUAUAAUAGCAUGUACAUUUAUUUACACCCUCCCCCAGUUCAUCCCAAGAAAGAGCAUAUUAAUGCCUACUGGUUCCUGUAUACACACACAUCUGUUUAAUAAACAGAAUCACAGCUCCAUGUUGAGGUCUGCCUUCUUACUUGCUCCUCUGCUGCUGGUGCCCUGCCUCUUCUUUUUCAGGAUUCACUGUUUUCACAGCUAGGUUUCUAGGACAGCUUUCUAGGUUGCUUGCAGAAACGCCUAUUAAGAAAACGCCCUCUCAGCUGGUAGAACAUAAUCUCAGAAACAAUUCUAGGAGGAAUGAAGUGGCCAUCCAAGCGGCCAAUUACCAGGGAAUAAGGUUGGGAUUGACUUGGUAUAUAAAACAUAACCCAGUCUUGCAGGUGACUGUUCAGGGGGAAUGAUUGCCACUUGUCCAUCUGGCCAGUUGCUCUCUACUUGGUUAGGCCUCAAUUCUCCAAGGAGGUCAUAUCCAGCUCUGCCUUAGCCAAGCUGCUUUUGAGCGGCUAUUACCACUGGCCUGAAAGUGAGACCUUAUUUAACAGAGCCUUGCUAUGAAACCUGCAAGUGCAAUUUGUUCAUUCUCCUUCCUAGCCUCAGAUGUUGCUAGGCCUUUAACAAAUGGCGUUUCCCUGCAGUGCUACCAUCCUGGUGUUGAAAGGAAGGCAGGAAUGAACCAAGAGUUAAUGGGCAAAAGCUCCCAAGCACCUGAGUGGCUCACACAGGACAGCUUCCCAGGAGAUUGUACCCAGCAGAUCCUUCUUUAGACCACGCUUGUCACUUGUUUCUGUACCUGGUGUAGUUUAGGCGUAAUGAUAAUGAUAAUGGAUAAUAGCAACGAUAAAUAAUACGCCACAUAUAUUUCAAAUAUUAGCUGUUUCAUGGGUUUCAGUGCAUUACCGACAGAAAACUUGCAGCAUUAAAAAAAUCUGGAGUUUAGAACAUCCUACACACGUUGCCUCCUGCUAUCACAUUAUUUUUGUGGUGGUGGUGGGGCUUUUGAACCAAAUAUGGUGAUUUUUUGUUUGUUUCCUUUCACUUAGGAGCUGAAGUAUGGGGAUGGUAUCCAGAUUAGCAGGAACCGAGAGCUGGAGGAGUGCUUUGCUCAGGCAAAUGAGCACAUGGACAUCCUCGAUGGGCUGAUCAGAGAGAUGAGGCAAAUGGGGCAACCCUGUGAGCUGUACCAGAAAAGGUACCACAUUCUGUUUUUGUCUCCUGGCUUUUCCCCACAGACUUCUAGUUAUUAUAUGUGGGCUUGCCUCAGUUUACACUUAGCAGGCGCUUGACUCUGCCUCGUAUUGAAUCAAUGAAUAGAUGCCCAUGAAUUAUACGAGGAGGUUUGUACCAGGUAUGUGCUCUUGUGGAGUCAAGUGCUCCGUUUCGUCAGACGUACCAAAUGGUAAGCCAUUCAGUACUACAGUAAAUAGUGGUGCUGCGUACCUGUAUUGGGAAAUUUUCAAUGUUUGAUGUUUUAUUGUGCUUUUUAUCUUCUGGAAGCCUCCCAGAGUGGCUGGGGAAACCCAGCCAGAUGGGCGAGGUAUAAAUAAUAAAAUUCUUCUUCUUCUUCUUCUUCUUCUUCUUCUUCUUCUUCUUCUCCUCCUCCUCCUCCUCCUCCUCCUCCUCCUCCUCCUCCAGGACUCUUUCUCAUCUAAUGAGACUGUGUACCUUGAAUUUUUAAUACUAUUUCAUUCUGUGGAACACAAAGCAUGGAUUUCCCCCUUCCAUUCUUAUUGUUUUCAAGCCAGGAAUGCCAUCUUCAUUGCACUUAUUUAUUUGUCUUUAAAAAAUCCAAAACCAAAACAAAACUGCAGUGAACAAUCUUAGUGGAUCAGGCAUCUAGUGCAUUAUCCCCAUAUUCCACCACUGCUAUUACUGGAUAUUACCUAGUAAGUUUAUAGUGCUGGGGGGAAAUGGAGGACUUUAUCCCAUAUUUUUCAUUACAGGCUUAUGGUGGCUCAGAGCCUGCAAAUGUAUUCCCCCUCCUCCUCUGCUCCAUCUCUUUCGUCUUAUAGCACCUUGACGUUGUUCUCCAUCGUUAUCCUUUCAGAUUGCUUCAGCUUCAAGAGCAGAUGCGCGCCCUCUACAAAGCGAUCAGUGUACCUCGUGCCCGUAGGGCUAGUUCCAAAGGUGGUGCGUUUACCUCCCAGAGUGGAUCGGGAUGGGAUGAAUACACCAGGCGUUGCACCACAGAAUGUCUGAACUGGAUGAGGCAGCAGAAGGUAAAGCGUGCUUCGUGUUCUGGCUUUUGUUGAGAAAAUGGAACUGCAUUUUUCUCCCCUCCAACACCACACCAGCCAGUUCUUGUCCUGACAAUUCAGGGAGUGGCAGGGGUGUCUCCCUGGUUUCCCGUCGCCGACGUUACUGUGGCUUGCUGGGAAGGGUGAGGUGGGGAGAUUGGUGCAGUGUAGACGCUGUGACAGAGCCAAUUAAGUGCUCCUGCCAAGGUGUCCCUCCCGGUAAGCCACAGCGACAGGACUGCUGAGAGGCAGUCCCCUUCCCAUUGUCUGCUCCUGGGCACGGCACUUUGCAGCCUCAAAAUAAAAUAUCAGCAGGAGUUAAGGGAAAGUAAGCCAGCCCCUUUCUCUUGAGUCUGUGUUGUUUUAGAACCUUCUGGACGCACCUAUUGCAAGCUCAUAACAUUCACCCAAGCACGGCAAAGAUUAACUCUAUGUACACAGUGCAUUGCUACAGUCAUCCUAUUUCUGCAUAAAGGAAAGGGGUGGGGAAAAAUAAUGGUUCAGACAAUAAUUGAAGAAAAAAAAAAGAAUACGGAGGACAGAAAAAGAAACAAAUGAAAGAUCUCAUGUGGCUGGCAAAUUAGAAAAUGGAAAUGAAAACAAGAGACCUGCAGAUAUGGCAAUAAGGCAUUUGCUAAAGGGGCUUGCAGUUGAUUUUUAUGGAGUGGCUUCUUUAAGAUGACUGUUUGAAUGGCCACGUAAUUUCCCUACCUGUUCUGCAAGGGAACAGGCACCCCUCCUAUAGCAGCCGCUGCCGCCUAGGAAGCCCUUGCAGCAUUUCAGCUGUGCCAGAGUCCAACUAUGGUCACCGUUUACCUACCAUAAAUGUGAAAUGCUCUUUCCAAACAAAGCAACGUCACCUGCAUGGGGCAGGAAGCAGGAGAGGAUGACACACACAAUCACACUCUUGCUACAUACUCUGCAGGUACAGAAGGGGAGAUGGGGCCCCCUUUUAAGUCCCUCCCCAAAUACCUGCCGUGUUGUCAGCCCGAUGUGAAUAGGCUUCCUUACCUAGUUGCCUUCCAACUUUCUUAUCUUACCUUGACCUUCUCUGGCUUUGCAUUCUGUCUACAGAGCCCAAGUUACAGCAUGCCAAAGAAAUGUGAUACGUAGGGAAGCCCUGCUGGUAGCUUUUGUUUUCUUGAAAGUGUUUUGUUUUACUUCCCUGUCGUUUUGGAGAUAGGAAAGCCGUGGGCUUCGGACCUGGGUUGGGUUUCUCUGGUGGGGCCGGGAGCUGGAAAUGAGUCACUUUUUUUGUUCACACGCAUUGACAAAUGUUCAUUCUUGCUGCUGCUUUGAUGGCUUUGGCUCACAGCAAGCUGAAAAAAAGAAGGAAUAAAGUUCUUUUUUUCAGAUGGCCGACAGCCUAAAAUGGCUUCGCUUGCUGGAGCCAUUCCAGCUUCGCUUAAGCACAGGUGUGGCUCAGGGUGGUGUCUGUGGUAGCGUUAUUGCUGUGCUGAAUCAUAAUUAGUUCUUUUAAAAAAAACCAGCAGCUGAUACCUGAUUUUGAAGGUAGAAGAGAAAUAUCCUACACCAUUCAAAUGGGCAGAGCAUUUUCUGAAACACAGCUCAGCUCUCCCAAGUGACUUUCUUGCCCAAGGCUGUUUAGUGUCUCCCUUCCUCAGUCCACUGUCUGCAAAAUGGGAAUCUGAAGGAGUUGGCAUAUGAAAGAACGGGAUAGGGCACACUUCUUAAUACCGUAUUUUUCGGUCUAUAACACGCACCCGACCAUAACAUGCACAUAGUUUUUAGAGGAGGAAAACAAGAAAAAAAUAUUCUAAACGAAACAGUGGAUGUAUGAUUUUUGUGGUUCAUGCUGUGGCCACAGACAUGUGAUCUGACAGUGAGUCUGGAGUAGCCCAAUGCAAAAAUCCUGAGGAUCCAUGUGGAUCCAUGCUUUGUAACCACGUUUUUGCACCACUGCGGCCCCAGGCAACAGUGGGUGCAUGAUUUUUUUGGUGCAAGAUGUAGCCAUGGACAUGCUAUGUGAUCUGAUGGUGAAUUUGGGGUGACCCAGUGCAAAAAUCCUGAGGAUCCAUGUGGAUUCGUGCUUUGUAACCACGUUUUAAGUGGGGAGGGAAGGAAAAGCACUCAAGGGACAAGGAGCACGCAUGGGGUGUGUGGAGAAGGAUGCUGCUAAUAAUGAAGAAGAGGGGUAUAAGGGGAGAAGGCUCCUCUCCUCUACCGCUUUGCUCCUUUAAAGCAAGCAAGCUCUGCUUUUCUCCCUCCUCCCCGCUCAUCCCCGGCUUAGCGAGCUGAAAAACUUUGCUGCUAUGUAGCGAGCUGAGUGGGGAGGAGAGAGGGACAGAGAGCCUGCUUGCUUUAAAGGAACCAACUGGACAGGAGCCGCUUAUUCCUUAAAAGAAGGAGCUUUGCUCCUUUAAAGAAGCAGGCUCUCUGUCCCUCUCUCCUCCCCACUCAGCGGCUCUUCUCCCGCUUUGCUGUUUCAAAGUGAGCCAGGGAGGAGGGAAACAAGGGGAACCAUGGAUCUUCUGCUCAAGACAGCAGCAGAUCCCCACCACCACCUGUAGGCAUUCCCUCCAUAACACGCACAGACAUUUCCCCUUACUUUCUAGGAGGAAAAAAGUGAGUUAUGGUGCAAAAAAUACGGUACUUCACAUGUUAUCAGUAUUUACAUAUUGGCUGGUCAUCUUAAUUUUCACAUGUUAAAAGCAAUGGUAACACAUGCUAGCAAGGACUGUGUGUGUGUGUGUGUGUGUGUGUGUGUGUGUGUGUGUAGCAAGAGCUAGUUUCAAGUUCCAAUUAUUACAGACUUUCUCAACUUUACCAUUUAGAAAAUAUGAAAGUUUUUUUGUCAUGGUGUGCGUGGAGCUGAGGGCUGCAGAGCAACAAGACAUGGUGCACAAAUUUAAUAGUAUUUAGGUGAUUGCUUCACUAAUGUGGCUGGAAAGGGUGGCUGGGUGGAAAUUAAUCUUCCCUGUAAAAAGGUGGCAUGGUAACUUGGCUCCUGCUGGUCUAUAGCUACCUGUAGAUGCCUUCUGAAGUUCUUUGGUGCCUGUUCUACUGUGGCACCUAAGGUAGUUUUAUUCUGUUACCUUCUCCCCUGCUUUGCAGAGCAGAAAGGGACAUUGGGGAAGGCUUUAGUCUUUUCCGAUUUGCACGACUCCUGUGAAAUAGUAACCCCAAGCACCUCUGUCCCAAGCAAGGAUAACCACCUGGUAGCUGCCGAACCAUGUCUUCCUUGCAAAGCAGCUCUAUAUACCUUUGCUUGUGCACCAUUGUUUUAAUUUUGCUUCACAUCGGCACCUAUAUAAAUAAACCACUAAAGAAGAUGCGCAUUCUUCCUUUCAGUCUGAAAUGGAGUUAGUAAAAUGGGGAUUUGAUGCGGCAGCUAUUGAGCAACAAAUUGCCGACCACAGGAGAUUCCAUAAUUCCAUUGGAGACUAUCGCUGGCACUUGGACAAAGUCAAAACCGACCUGGUAAGAUACUGAUUCUGCUUCCUUGAUUUUUUGCAUCACUGCCUGUUUUAAAUUGCUAACUGGCGGUUUCACAUCUGGUGAAAUAUUUGAAAGAGCCCUGUUUUAGCACUGCUGUGUUUUGCUUAUUCAGAAGUAUUGGUGCAUGAAAGAGCAUUCUUUCCCCCCCCUCCCCCAAACACACUUUGUGUGGUUGUAAAUGAGUCUAACUUGGGGUCAUCAGCAAUGUAUCUAGGGGCCUCCAUUACACAUUUUGGUAUUCUAUCAAAAUAUUUAAGUAUCUACACCCACUCCUUUCUACACUCUUUCUGCCUCUGUUAUCUUAUGGACACUUCCUGGGUUGGGGACCCUGUUGUUCUCCAGAUGUUGUUGAAAUUCAGCUCGCAUUGGCUCCAACCAGCAUGGCCAGUAGUGAGGGAAGAUGGAAGCUGGAGUCCUUCAACACCUGGAGUGUCGCAGGUUCCCCAUCCCUGAUCUAAAGCAUCCUGUGUUUCCCAUUCAGGUUGGCGUCAAGCCCCAACACGGUCUCCUUUGCCACUUCUGCUUGUCCUUUGGUUGCCAGCAUUCCCUUGCCCCUUCUUGCUGAGGCAUGUGGCCUUUGAUUGUGGCUAUUUGUGAUAUAAAGAGGCUCCCUAGGAAACUGACUGUACAAAUUAUUCCAUCUUAAAUUUUGUUUCUGCAGCGGCCCCCUUGGUAAAUGGGUCAAAUUUGUAAGCUGUAGAAGAUCUUUAUUCUUUUUAUUCUUUUGUCCGCAGCGUGAGAAGGCUGCUGUUCAUCAGCUGGAGGAGGAAUAUGAAUAUCUUCUGGUAAGCUAAAGAACAACUGAAUUUCCGAAGGCCUUGUUAUGUGUGCUUUGCCUUCUUAGCAGUGAAGCAUCCUAUGAGUCAGGGAAGACAACUAUGGAUCCCACAAGGAUGAAAAGUGCAGGUUCAGCCCAGUCAUGGUGGAACUUGACCAUUCUUAGUUUUUAUUUCAACAAUUAAUCCUUAAUUAUAAAGUUGCAUCUAGAAACUUGUGGGCAAUACUUGCUGAAGUAUCUCUGCAUGGCAACUUACCCUUGUCCAUUACAGUCGUACCUUGGAAGUUGAACGGAAUCUGUUCUGGAAGUCCAUUCAACUUCCAAAAUGUUCGGAAACCAAAGUGCGGCUUCUAAUUGGCUGCAGGAAGCUCCUGCAGGAAGCUCCUGCAGCCAAUCAGAAGCUGCCUCAGACGUUCGACUCCCAAAAGAAUGUUGGAAAACCAGAACACUCAAUUCCGGGUUUCAACCGUUCAGGAGCCGAUUUGUAAGGGAGCCAAGUCAUUUGAGAUCCAAGGUACAACUGCAUUUGCAUUUUAAAAAAAUGUUGUCAUGGAGCAGAAUACAGAUUUCCCCUCUUUCUUUUUUUUAAAGUGCAAAGUAUCCCCAGCCCAAAUGGGGGCAAAAGAGUGUUGGGUGUGCUUUCCAGAGCUCUGUCUUGAUCCCUCUGUUUUGUUCCACCGUUUUGUUUGCACAAUAAGCUUUGAUCCUUAAGUCUGAAGCUCAUUACUUUGAUGUUUUGUAGAGAUUCUCCUUUGAAAGAAUGGAUCAGUUGCGCCAGCUGCAAAACAUCAUCCAGGCCACUAGCAGAGAAAUCAUGUGGAUCAAUGACUGUGAGGAGGAGGAGCUUCUCUACGACUGGAGUGACAGGAACACCGAUAUUGCCCGGAAGCAGGAGGCCUUCUCUGUAAGUUACACUGAGACAUCUUUGUUCCGACCGGCUUUCCCAGCUGGAUCAUUACCAUCAAUGUAAUAAAUAAAAUAAAAUUUAUCAUGAGUGCCUACCUUGUUACAGUUUCAGUCUUUUUUAAAAAUGUAUUUUCUGGCCUGGGGUUUGAACUGUUUUUAAUUAUCUUUGGUGUAAUUCUCCUUGAGACAGUUGUUCAGAAGGCAAUUAAUGAAUCAGUGAUGAUGAUAAUACUUUGUGUGGUAGGAAAAAGGUACGAAGGAUCUUUUGGGUGCUUGAUUCAGUAAGGCUGUUCUUGCUAGUAUAUAGCACAAAUUAAGCCUGGAAGGUUUGCAGGCCUAUAAACAUGCCACAAUAUAAAUACGCUUGAUUGUAUUAGUCCCAUUGAAAUUAAUGGGCUUGACUAGUUUAGCUUCACUCAGUUACAAAGCCACUAAUCUUACUAUAUGCUGGUGAUACGACCUUAUAUGCAUUGAACUUUUAGUGCCAUUAUUAUUUUAAGGUUGGCCUUAAUGCUUGUUCCUUUUCUGUUUACAGAAACGCAUGAGCCAACUGGAAGUUAAGGAAAAAGAACUCAACAAGCUGAAGCAAGAAUGUGACCAACUGGUGGUCAAUCAGCAUCCUGCCUCAGACAAAAUCGAGGUAUAUCUUAAACUUCCUACGAUCUUGCUCUGCUCUUUUUUUCCUGGAGGGUGAGAUACAAAGGUUCCACAGAAGUGAAAGGUACUGCAAAUCAGAUCUUGAACCUUGAACCUUGACCAAUUUUUGGUUGAUCAACAAGAGUCAGUGUUAGAGACAAUGCAGGACGACCUGCAUGCUGAUCAAAGACUGGUUGCUCUGGUUGUGUGAGUGACCAUUUUAUAACCCUGGUUUACAACUGCGCUUAGUGAUGGGCCACUUUUGGUGUUUGAAGUGGAGGGCCAAGUUUUCCUGCAGGUUUUCCUUUAAGCAAGUCCAGUUCCUUUAAGCCAAGUCCUGUUUAUUGUCUCUUCCUCCCUCCAAAGCUGUUUUAGGAAGUUUUGAGAGGUGUCGUUGCUAGCUAGGUAAAAGAAAUGAAUGAAUGGAGGAUGAACUGUGAUUUAUUUACUCUUUAAAUGUAUAGGCCUACAUGGAUACACUGCAAACUCAGUGGAGCUGGAUUCUCCAGAUCACCAAGUGCAUUGAUGUUCAUCUCAAGGAGAAUGCAGCAUACUUUCAGGUGUGUGCAGUCAUAACGGAUAUUAGAAGUUGAAUCCCAAGCAACGGCAUUUAAACUCUGUUUGGUUGUAUAUAUUUUUUUUGGGGGGGGGGAGAGGAUUCACAAACAUGCAAUAUCUUGCACUCCAACUAUUAGUAAGUAAGGAACGUCACAUUGUGAGUUUAGCUUGUAGAAAGGAAGGCUUGCUAAAUAAAUCAUCUGAAAUUGGAUUGAAGGUAAUAGGCUGUCUUUAGUUUAGUUUCCUUCAUUUAUUCUUCAUAUAUCCAUGCUCUUGAAAGGGGAUUGUAUUCAUAUGUUCAAGUGUUGCAUUUCCUAUUCAUGUCUGUUAGUCCACUGUAGAUUUUACGAGUUCAGCAUUACUAAUUGCUUAAAAGUCUGUUGGAUCCUACAAUACUAUACUGAAAUCUCAUUCAGGGCCCACUGUUAUCAUUCUGUACAAAAUGUACACUUCACACCUUUAAUUUAUUUUACAACAUUUGUGUUCUGGCUUUUUCUCCAAGGAGUUUAAGGCAAAAUAGAGGGUUCUCCCCACUUCAUUUUAUCCCCACAACAACCCUGUGAGUUAAGUUAGACUAAGAGAAAGUGACUGGCCCAAAGUCACCCAGUGACCUUCAUGACUGAGUAGGGAUUUGAGUCCUGGUCUCUCAAGUGCUAGUACGACACUCUAACCACUAUGCCCCACUAGUGUGAUUAGAUAAAGACAAUCAUAUGUCUAUUUGCUUUUUAUGCAUAGUUUUUUGAGGAAGCCCAGUCAACUGAGAGCUAUUUGAAGAAUCUACAGGAUUCCAUCAGAAAGAAGUUCAUUUGUGAUAAGAAUAUGUCCCUGCAAGUUCUGUUGGAGCAGAUCAAAGAGUUGGAGGUAUGGAUGCCACUUCGUUUUGAGAUCCCACAACUUCUUUCAACUUCAGCAGGACUAAGCCCAUAAGGGCAGAUGUCCUUAUAUAUGAAAGAUACUGUGUUUGAAAGACAGAUGACAUGAAAGGUCAUUGUGGCUGUUUGAAGCCAUUGGGUGAGGAAAAUGAGGUGUUAAGGCGAAGGUCUGGGGAAAAUUGCAAUUUCCAGGCUUUCUUGUCACGUUGAUGCAAUUAAAAAUGAGCAGCCGCUUCUUUGGUCUAUUUCACUGAGUAUAUUAUACUUCAUAUAUUUGGGCCUGCUGCAGCAUUUUAUGUACUCAAGCAGAACUUCAGAUGGAUUUUUUAGUUUUCUUUUCCUCUGUUAUUGAUUGCAGAAUUUUAGAGUUUAUAACUCUUAAGAUUUGAUAGAACUCUAAAAUAUAAGCUCUGAUUUUCUCAGAAUGUUACCAGUGAAGUCUACCAAGAUACUUGUCUUAAAUUUGAAGAUAAUCUGGAUUUGACCGAUAGCAAAUGCAGGUCUGUGUUAGUGAAUGUGGUUCCUUGUUUAUAAGUAUUUUUUGCCAUGACAAACUUUCUCUGUCUUUCUAGAGUGAGCGAGAGAAAAUUUUGGAAUACAAGAGACAAGUGCAAAAUUUGGUGAAUAAGUCUAAGAAGAUUGUCCAGCUAAAGCCACGGAACCCUGAUUACAAGAGCAAUAAGCCAAUCAUUCUCAAGGCUCUGUGUGACUACAAACAAGAUCUGGUAAGAAUCAUGCUAUUGAUUAAUUACUCAAUCGUUGAUCGUAUAUAUUUUAGAUUUAUUGGCAAUCCCAUCCCAAGCACCUGAGGCAGGCUACUGUGUAGCUUCAGCUAAAAUCUGCUUAAAAUGGACCAAAUGUAUUGGAUGAGAAAUAAUCUGUUCUAGUUUCUUUUUUACUGCAGCUGCUAAGCAGGUGCUCAGGUAGAAAUGUCUUCAAAUGUUUCCAAAGAUGCAUUUGAACUCCAUUCAGAUCUAUUGCUUGGUAUAGCCCUCGUAGGACUAUGCCAUUCCUGAAGGUUGGGGAAACUGCAUGCUUGAAUGAAGUAUGAUGUAUUCUAAGCGCUACAGAGAACACCCUGUGAUUGACCCAUCAAAUGAUAGAUUACGGUGUUCUGCAUCACACCGCUGAGCACAGAGGGCAACCCCAGCAUAUUGCAGUAGUUUAGCCUAACAAUUUUUACAUGAGGUUAUUUUAUGCAUGUUAAUAGGAAUGCAUGCCAACCUCAGUCCAGUACAUCUAGGUAUCCAAGCCUUUUUUAUAUGUGUAUUCAGACCUAUGACUAAAAGUUGUCUAGUCCUAGGGAGGAUUCCAACUAAUUACAGCAACUGAAAACUACAUCAUAAGUAUUUACAUUGUCCCAGUGUGUUAAUGCCUACAAUUGUUUUUUCCUUCCUUUUCCAUAGAAAACCAUGCGCAAAGGAGACGAGUGCAUUUUGAAAGACAACAGCGAACGUAGCAAGUGGCAUGUGACUGGGCCAGGAGGAGUCGAUAUGCUGGUGCCAUCUGUCAGUCUCAUUAUCCCUCCCCCUAAUCCAUUAGCUGUGGAUCUGGCGACUAAGUGAGUUAUUCAUAAAACCUGAAGCCAUAUUGCUUGGAAAAAAAAGUGUGAGUUCUUCCCUGGCUCUGUAUGUUGUGUAUCUUUGAUUGGGUCAGAAAAGAGCCCAGUUGCGUAUAACAGUGUGACUGGGUGGACUCUGUGCACCCAUCUAUAUAUUAUUUAAGGAACUCGAGGCCAGCGAGCAAAAAUUUAAUUUUGUGUUUUGAGUGGGAAGUACUGGCUGUGAGCAAGUCUGUAGGGAAAGGGGAACCUCUAGGUGUUGUGGGACUCCAACUCCCAUCAUGCAGGAGCAUUUGCCAUGUUGGGUGAUGGGAAUGAGUGUUCAAGAACAUCUGGAGGACCAGACGUUCUCCAUCCCUGCUAUAGAAGGUCAGUCUCCAUUGUGUUGCAACAAGAAACCUUUCUAGAGGGUGGGCUUUCCCCACCCCUCAAGAGCCCAUUUUGCAGCCUUUCUCCCAGAUUCUAAGCAAAGCUAAUUCUGACUGGAAACAAAAUUUUUGGUUUCAUUUAAUUCAGAUUCAUUUUAAUUUGUGGUUAUUCAGUACAGGCUAAAUAUGAAUCGGGUUCUUUCAUAUUUAUUUAUGUAUUCUUUUGGGUUAAAUGAGGUCACAUCAUUAGUUGAAUGUAUCCAAUAUGGUAUCCAACACACUUUAGCCCUGCAGCACCUAGUUUAGGAAUCACUGCACAAGGAGCAGACUUCUAGCUCUCAAUGUGCUGCAUCGAAAAAAGUCCACAUUUAUAUUGAAAACAUUUGCAUUUUCGUAUUUGGGGUUUUGAGCCCUUAUCUGCUCAGGACGCUCGUCUUCUGGUUGACUAGGAGACACUGAUGUUGCUUUUCGAACCUGAGUUAACACAUUCAUUGCCGUUUAGGAUUGAACAAUACUAUGAGGCCAUUAUGGCUCUCUGGAAUCAACUCUACAUCAACAUGAAAAGCCUGGUGUCUUGGCAUUACUGCAUGAUUGACAUUGAAAAGAUAAAGGCUCUGACUAUUGCUAAGGUGGGUGUUGAAAUGACUUCUAUAAAGUUUGACCAGGAGCUGUCAUAGUCUUCGCAAAUGUGCACUUUUCCUAACUUUUGAGCACAUAUAUAAGAAGACUUGGGUAUAUGCAUUCUAGACUUUACAGGGGCUGUCUGCCUUUUCUCAAGCCUUGUUUGUACUGAUAACGUGACUGGCAAUUCUGCAGUCAACUCUUGCUUUUGCUGACCAAGACUCUCCCUGUUUUCUUUUAUUGGCUCAUUCCAUUGCAUGCAACCUUAGGCUCUUCAUUCUAACGUAAACCUCUACGGUUAGCUCAUUUUGUCAUUGUUAAUCCUACAAAUAUAAAUAACUCGCCAGAAUGCCCCUCUUCUGUAGUCAUCAUUCCGGAGGAUUGCAUCAGCUUUCUUUGGCUGUUUUUCCUUAAAUUGUUUCUGCCUGUUCAUUUCAGCUGAAGACCAUGCGCAGAGAAGAUUACCAGAGAGUAAUAGCUGACCUGGAGAUUCAUUAUCAAGAAUUCAUCAGGAACAGCCAGGGCUCGGAGAUGUUUGCAGAUGAGGAUAAGAGGAAAAUCCAGACUCAGUUCUCCGAUGCUCAGAAGCACUACCAAACAUUGGUCAUCCAGCUGCCAGGCCAACACCAGCAGCGUCCGCAGCAACCAAAUCAAGGUCAGCUUUCCACAAGAGUGGUAGAAACUGCACCGUCUGUUGCAGGGUGUAGUCGUGCUUCCCCUUGGAAGCCUGCACAACUUGCGACCCACUGAGCCAAAUGCAGCCCACCAAGCAUGCAUGCAAUUCACCAAGGUUGCAGUCAAUUGUGUGUCCCUCUUCCAUGUCUGGGACUGCAGAAAUACAGGAAUGUCAGAUACAUGCUGGGCCAACAGGUACUUGGUGAACUGCAUUCAGCCUGACACAUAGUAACUUGACAGACAAUUAGUCCAUGGUGCCUGAGUUUGCUUGUUGUCCUCUUCCCUCCUCACCGCUUCUUCCUUUUGUGUCAUGCCUUUUAGACUGAGGGCCGGGUUGCCUUGUUCAUUACUGAGUUUAUGUAAGCUGCUCUGGGAGGUUCAAAUCUAGCUCAGUAUGGUCUGUGCUGACUGGCAGGAACCUUAAGGUUUCUGAGACUGUUCUCCUCCAGCCUUACCUGGAGAUGCCAGCGACUGAACCUGGGUUCUUUUGUACACAAAGCAUGUGAUUCACCACUGAACCAUAGCCCUUCCCCAUAGCUUCCUCAUAGGUAGGCCUCCGCUUCACUAAAAGGCUCAAUGGGUACACUUAACCAAAUAAUAGCACACUUGAAGUCUGUGUGUAGGUAAUUGGGUGCUGACCGCUAUAGUCAAGCACAUUUUUAAUCACCUAGAACAACCUGUGGGUCCCCAGAUGUUGUUGAACUACAACUCCCAUCACCUCUAGCUAGCAAGGCCAAAGCUCAGGGAUGAUGGGAGUUGUAGUCCAACAACAUCUGGGGACCCACAGGUUGAGAACUGCUGAUCUGGAACAUGGGUAGGCAAACUAAGGCCUGGGGGCCAGAUCCGGCCCAGUCGCCUUCUAAAUCUGGCCCACGGAUGGUCCGGGAAUCAGCGUGUUUUUACAUGAGUAGAAUGUGUCCUUAUAUUUAAAAUGCAUCUCUGGGUUAUUUGUGGGCCAUAGGAAUUUGUUCAUUACCCCAAAAAAAUAUAGUCCACCCCCCCAAGGUCUGAGGGACAGUGGACCGGCCCCCUGCUGAAAAAGUUUGCUGACCCUGAUCUAGAACCUCACCUGGCACACGCCCAAUCACUUGCAUGUUCUUUUGCCAGGUGAUGGGGCAGGAGAAAUGAAGGCAGACUUAUUUAGCAGUGCAUACAAGUUGUUCCCUAUCCACAGCACAUUGUUUGCCAUGACGUCACACCACCUCGCUUCACAGGGGUUAAUUUUCCAAAAACCAAAAACUGACCCACUGGUUGUUUUCCCUUUUUUUCUUUUUUCUUUUUUUUUAACCAGUCGUGACAACUGAAGUCACUCACCUGGGCUCAUCCCAGCAAGUCCAGAAUCAGAAGCAGGAGCUAGAGAAGCAUGAAGCCUGGAUGCUUAUGGAACUCCAGAAGCUUCGUCGCCAGAUUGAGAACUGUGAGCUCCGCAUGGCGCAGAGAACCAUCCUUCAGCCAGACCAAGGGGCCUCCCAGAAUUUGUCCGUCAGAAUCAAUGAAUUAGAGGUACGUGUUGAUUUGCACUGGACAGGCAUAGCAUGAUUGUGUCUGGUUCAGACUGAAUGAAGCCCAACUAUUCUGAAUCCUCUUGAUUCCGUCUUUCUCUACUCUUCAUAUUCUUAAGAAGCACCAGCAGUGCCAAGAUGAAUUGAUACCACUAGUAUAAUAACACUGGUGGCAUUUGUGGCCAAUCUGUUGUGCAGUGAGGUCAUGAGAGGACGUCUAUCUACGCUAGAGCAAGUAUUAUAGCAGCUACUAGGAGAGAGACAAUAGCUCAGUGGUAGAGAGCCAAGGAUCAGCUAAUACAUGACAUGAGAGAUCUGCCUGAGACCUGGAGGGCAGUUGCCCGUCACUAGAAAAUACUGAGAUAGAUGGACACAACAUUAUCACAAUAAAACACCCAUCAACUCCACUUGUUUAUAAGCAGCGCAGCACAUUUAAUAUCAGUCAGGGCCACCACUGAGCAGACCCUGCCCCUGUCAGUCCCAACAACUCUUUCUGGCAGACUUUAAAAAAAAUAUGCAUUUUAUCUCAUACAAUCAGAAUUUCUUAGCUUGCAAAGAUGGCCAUCUUUCACAGCUGGUGGAUCUGGUCCCUGCACAGUAUGUGUGUGCAGAGAGCUUGGAAGGAUUGUAGAAAGUUUUGGGGGAUUUGUACUAGAAGUUGCUUAUUAUGGGAUUGCAUACCAAAGAGAAAAGUGUCUGAACAUCUCUUUCAGUCCUUUUAUUUUCUUAACAUUAGCUGAAAUACAUGGUCUGUGGGCAAGAUAGAUGAUAUGUCAAUUGCAGGUUGUUAAUGUGAUCUUAAGAAGGGUGUUAGAGUAAAUAACAUCUCUCUCUCUCUCUCUCUCUCUCUCUCUCUCUCUCUCUCUCAGGGUAUACAAAACGAUUCUCAGGCAAUAGCGGUCGCUCUCAAUGGGCAGAAAGAUUAUCUCCCCAGGUUUAGAGGCUCUGAAAAGUAUCUCUAUUUGCAGUCUGAAAUAAGUACCUUGUUUCAGAAACUGGAAAAUAUUAAUGGGGUCUCUGCUGGUUAUUUGGACAGGUAAGGAAACAGACAAGCAGUCCUAUGGUUAUCCAUAUUAUAGGUGUGCUUUGUUGUUAUUCUUUAGUGAUUAGUGCUUUUAUUUAAUCAACUGCAUGUUUUAAGGAUUUAAAUCCAACAUACACCCGUAACUAUUAAUAUUUUAAACUAAGGUAACUCUAACCAAGGAGGUCCAACUUCUUCAGCAAAAUAAGCUGUACAAAGCAGCGUCAUUUAUGCAGAUGCCUAGUUUUCUAUACUGUUGUUGACAUCCAUCCAUCUCGAGAGAUGAUGGGAAAGUGUGCCAUUGGGGUGAAGUCAAACCGUAACAACGCCUGCUGUAGUUGUGGAGACUGAUAGGAGAGGGACAUGUUUUAUUGCAGUUGGGGCAGAUGAAGGCGUCCAGUUUCGUUUUCUAUACAUAUUCCUCAGUUUGCAUGUGGAACAGUUUGCGUGCGGGCUCAAAUUUCCUUAGAAUCGACUGGCGACCAAAACCAACUUCAUAGAGCAAUGCUAUGCCUAUUACUCAGAAUUAAGUUCUGCUGUGUCCAGUGGCACUUACUCCCAAGCAAUGAGGGGUGGAGAGAAAAGAGACUGAAAGCAAACGAUCUUUUCCCAACCCUGCAUAUGACUUUCUGACGGCAUUGUUUUGCUACAGCUUGAAUGCGCUGAGGUCCCUGCUCCAGGCAAUUCUCCAAACAGAAGAUGUGAUCCGAGUGUUCGAAGUCAGACUUACAGAAGAGGAUACUCUUUCUUUGGACCCAGAUAAAGUGGAAGCUUAUCGAGCCUGCCUGAAGGUAAGAGAGAGGGUUUUAUGUAUAUAUCGGAGAUUGAGCCAUUAAUUGGUUACUUAAAGACUUUGUGCUGUUUUUAAACAUAGGGGGGGAAAGCUUAAUGUUAUAAUAUAUUUGUAUAUUACGAUUCAUAAUUUGGUCUUGCUUCCAUAAAUUAACACAUUCUAUUUCCUAUGAAAAAAUAAUCCAGUUUAUGAUUGUUUGCGUUCUCUAAAUAUUGCCAGAUAUGUUAAGUUUGAUCAUAUGCAACCUAUUCUGCCCUUUCUUGCAGCUGUCUGGAUUAUGCUGUGGUUGUGUUUACUUUCUGGCGAGAUCUGGGAUACCGAAGAUAGAUUAUUCUGUUGCUUAUUUUUUUCCAGAAAAUGAAAGGAGACCUUAGUAUGAAGAAGUCGCUGCUUAGUACCUUGGAGGCAGAGCUACAGAGGGCUCACCAGGUCCACUCGCAGUCUUGCCAGUCGUAUCCUCUCCACGAUUUAGAUCUUGGAAAGUUCACUGAAAAAGUCGGGCACCUCACAGACCGUUGGCAAAGGGUGGAUAAGCAGAUUGAUGACAGGUUUGUUUGUGAUUUCUAAAGAGUAAACUUCAAAUCAGGUGUUCAGUAAGCUGUAGACCUCGUGCACACAUUGAUGCAUCUGGCAAAAAACCACACAUUUGAAACUUGACUUUCUAGUUCCUGUAAUAGUUAAAGGCACCAGGGAGGUCAGCUGAGUCUUGAGAGUGGUUUGCCUUUUUGCUGCUCUAGACUCAUAACUCUGUAGCUUUGGGGCUGUGCCAGCUCUUUAGCCAUAGUUAAGGAAGUCCAGGAUAACAUUAGGUAUGGUUUGUCAACCAGCUACAGACCUUGGUUGACAAGCAACUUUUAAGAAGAAGAAGAGUUUGGAUUUGAUAUCCCGCCUUUCACUCCCUUUAAGGAGUCUCAAAGCGACUAACAUUCUCCUUUCCCUUCCUCCCCCACAACAAACACUCUCUGAGGUGAGUGGGGCUGAGAGACUUAAAAGAAGUGUGACUGGCCCAAGGUCACCCAGCAGCUGCAUGUGGAGGAGCGGAGACGCGAACCCGGUUCCCCAGAUUAGAAGACUACCGCUCUUAACCACUACACCACACCAUACUUAAUAAGCCAAAGUUAAGCUGCUGGGCUGGGUUCAUACAUAACAUCAAGUCAUUUCUAGACUGAACUGAUAAGUGUUUGACUUGAGAUCGUAGUAGCUGAAAACGUCCUUCCCUAGGAAACUACAGCUACUUCUAUGAAGAUUCCAGUUUAUAUGUUAUGUUUAGAAUGGAAUGUCACACAGAAUGUUGGAGGAGGUAACACUUCCCUGACCUUCCAGCAACUGAGUUGCCACUGUUUACGGGAAAGGAGAGGGGUUGAGGUAGAAUGCAGGUCAGUGUGGAGCAAACACACUGACAGGAGCGCUGUAUUGGCUCUGCCAGUGUGUUUGCACAAUUCUGACCUCCCUGCAACUUCACCCUUCACAUUCUCCCUCCCGGUAAGCAGCAGCAAUUCAGCUGGUGGGAGGUCAGCUGAGUGCCAUUGCUUCACUGCGCUAUCCACUACUGACUGGUGGCUUUUAAAGCAGAAGGCUUUUAUGUUGGCAUAUGUCAAUCUAUAUUGCAACUGUUGCAUGGUAUGCAGAUAUUGCAGAUAUUGCAUGAUGCGUGCAUUAACUUGGAGCUUUUUGAAGUAGCAAAGUGGAUCUCUUUCUGUUCUUAGGAGGCCAUAUGCUUUGUGUAGUGGUCCUAGGAUUAAUUCUGCUUGCAAAGACCUCUAUCUCACAUCUGGAAGACUGCUUUCAAUCAUAGUGGGCAGCACUGGGCUGCAUAGACUAGUGAUGUGAAUUAGUUUAAGGCAGCUUCAUGUGUUGCUACUUUGUCUUACAGGACCUGGGAUUUAGAAAAACAGGUGAAGCAGCUGAAAACCUAUCGGGAUCUUUACCAGGCUCUGAAUAAAUGGAUUUGUGAUGCCAGGCGCCGGCAGGAAACUAUUGAAGCCAUGAAGUUGGGAGAUGUUAGCACUGUCAUGAGAUAUCUGCAGGAGCAAAAGGUAUUGUCUUGCACUCAGUGUUGCAAAGUGUUUCCCCUAAGUAAUUUGGCUGAUGUGAAACCAACUUAGAUUCGGCGAAGUAUUAGGAGUUUGUGUCAGAAUCCCUGCUAAUGUAAUAAUGAUUAAGGGUGCAAGUUAUGAGCUUGAUGUCCUGAUUUCAAAUCCCACCUCAGCUAAGCUUGCUUUAUACAUCUUUGUCACCACAAUUGUCUCUUGGGAUCACCAUGAGAGAUAUAGUAUCAUCAGUGGAGUGAUUGACAAGUGUUGCCAUUCUGCUGAACCAAAAGACUUGACAGCUAGGAAUCUGAUAAAAUUAAUAUUGUGGGGUUGUUGUUUUUUGCAGAACUUACAUGCUGAAAUAACAAGCAAGCGAGACAGAGUGGAAGAUGUGAUGAAGAACGCAGAGGUGUGCUCAGCUGCAAUCAAGGUACUGUUAUUUUUGAACAUUCCCCUAAGAAUACAUCUUUUCCUACAAGAGCUUAAUCCUGCAAGGCUCCCUUCUCUCUUCUUAACCCUAGACUAAAUCCUUCUCACUCUUCACACACUCACAUUUCUCAGCACAAUAGGCUCAGUUCCUGGGCAAACCAAAGUUUACAAGAUACAGACCCACUGACAGCCUCUGUAUUUCUGCAAGUGUAUCCAUGAUAGUCGGCUGGUCCAAAACUUCCAGGGCAAAUUUGGAAAAGCACAAAUGCUGACAACAAGCUGAGGUGGCUACGCCAAGGGAAAGAAAAUACACGCAGGAUUAUCUUGUGAUUUUAUUUUUAUUUUUGUGUUUCUAGUAGUUCUGUUCAGAUUGCAGUACUGAGCAUACUUCUAGAAAGCAUUUGAAAAAGAAAAAAUCAGUGGGUCUUAUUCCCAAAUCAUUCUGUCAUACCCCUGUCUGGGUUAAUCAUGGGGCUGAUUUUUGGAAGUUUAAGACAUGUCAUUUAAACCUCAUUGAUCUGCUUGUACAAUCAAUCCUUUUUUGUUUCCUUUCAUUCAAAGAGUUUUUAAUGCAAGUUGUGGAAAAAAGUUUCUCUACCUUACUUCCAGCAUGUCUGGUUUUAAAUGCAUUUCUUAUUCUUCUUUUUAGCAACUACUCUCUCUUCUGACGCUCUACCAUACUGAUUCUUAAAAUCAGGAUUUGGGGUUUUAUUUAUUAUCUGUCUGUCUAAAACACACUCUUCAUUACAAAUGCAGUUCCAGAGCAGCUUGCAAUUUUAAUACAUCACACAGAGACUAAAAACAAGGGAGGUAUUUACGACCAGCCAGCUAAAAUAAACAUCAACACUGGCACCAAAAUUCCACCAGAAACCUGGGCAGAUAACCAGGUCUUCAGCUGGUGUCAAAAGGUUGAAAGAGUAGGUUAUUGCCUUCCUGCAGUUCUGAAAAGCCAGGUCAGGAGGCAUACGAUGGCUGUCUUUACAAAAUGAAUUGUGUUUUCUUCUCUUCUGCAGGAUUAUGAACUGCAGGCUGCAUCUUAUUGCUCAGGACUGGAGACUUUGCUGAACAUCCCCAUUAAGCGCAGCAUGGUCCAGUCUCCUUCAGGGCUAAUUCUGAAAGAGGUAAAUGAUAAUAAAGUGCACUUUCAUGAUAAUUGGUAAUGUUCUUGCUUGGUGAAACCAAGUCAGGAGGUGUGCACACAGUUCUGAAGGAAAUCUAUGGUGUUGUAGCACUGGGCAGGAACCUGUUUGCUAAACCACACGAGAGACUGGUGUUCCAGAAAAGCACGGGGUGGUGUUUUGGAAUGCAGAUUGGGGAAUUGCAUACUUGGUAUAUAUAUGACAUGUCAGAACCCCUCUGCGAUCAAAAGCUGGUGUGUUCUAGCCUAAUUUCCCUCCUUGCUGGCUGUUUUUCAAACACAGAGAAGAAGUUAAGCAUGACACACUCCCCCCAGGCUUAUACAGUGGUACCUCAGGUUACAUACGCUUCAGGUUACAGACUCCGCUAACCCAGAAAUAGUACCUCGGGUUAAGAACUUUGCUUCAGAAUGAGAAUAGAAAUCGUGCUCCCGCGGCGCUGCAGUGGUGCUUCAGGUUAAGAACAGUUUCAGGUUAAGAAUAGACCUCCGGAAUGAAUUAAGUACUUAACCCGAGGUACUACUGUAGUCUAAAGUGGUAAAAUCUAGAAAGGGCUGCACCACGGGACGUUCCACUAUUUGUAGAUCAGCUCUAAAUCCAUUUCAACUCAUUUAUACUUAUGUCAGGGACAUGGGUGGCACUGUAGUGUAAACCACUGAGCCUAGGGCUUGCUGAUCGGAAGGUCGGCGGUUCGAAUCCCUGUGACAGGGUGAGCUCCCGUUGCUCGGUACCAGCUCCUGCCAACCUAGCAGUUCGAAAGCACGUCAAAGUGCAAGUAGAUAAAUAGGUACCGCUCCGGCGGGAAGGUAAAUGGCGUUUCUGUGCACUGCUCUGGUUUCACCAGAAGCGGCUUAGUCAUGCUGGCCACAUGACCAGGAAAAACUGCCUGCGGACAAACGUUGGCUCCCUCGGCCAGUAAAGCGAGAUGAGCGCUGCAAGCCCAGAGCUGUUUGCAACCUGGACUUAACUGUCAGGGUCAUUUGCCUUUACCUUUAUACUUAAGUCAGAGUCAAUCUAGGAUCAGGCUGGCAUUUUAUUUUAAAAUAAUAACAACACAAAACCCCAAGCCUGUUGAUGCAGACAAAACAUAGCGUUUGGGAUAGGUUGACAAUAGAUUGCUUUUCCCUCCCUCUCCAUGCAGGCUGCUGAGAUCCAGUCUCGUUACAUUGAACUUCUUACAAAAUCAGGAGACUAUUACAAGUUUUUGAGUGAAAUGUUAAAGAGCUUGGAAGAUUUAAAGGUAAUAUCCCUCUUCAUUUAUGUAUUGUGAAUUGUCAGGUUCCUGGGUGCUUUGUAAAUAUUUUCGAUGCUGUUAAUAAGUCCUUCAUGCAAUAAUAAAUAACAUUCUAAGGCUACACUUCUACAAUGGAAACCAAAUUUUCUUGCUAUACACGGUUCAGCUUUUUUAGUCUUAAAUUUGAGGCGUGCAUUCAGCAGACUCCUACAAUACAGCUUUUUGUGGACUAGACCAGUUUAGACUGCAGAUAGAGCUGAUUCCUUGUUUGAAUACUGCUUCCCGUAAAACAAAUGCCGCUCCCUGCACAUUUAAAAAUGGGCAUAUUACGAAGAUUUUAGAGUAGCUUUCCUGGAUAUGUUAGUUGUUUAGGUGCAUGAGGCUUUUUUCCCCCAUGAGGCAUCCUUCAAGCAAGUGAUGGGCUCAUCUGCAGUUUGAAGUUGUAAUAGCUUAGAAUGAGCUGCUAUGAGAUGAUUUGUUGCCUGUGUAGAUUGAUUCCUAGUUAUUCCUGUUAUAGUAGAUGCAGGGUGGAUAAAAAAAAGUGAUUUUUUUUUUAAAUGAAAAAAAUCGGAUUUUUAAAAAUUUUAAUCAGAUUUUUUUAUUUAAAUUGGAUUUUUAAAAUAAAAUGCUUUUGAGGAAAAAAUCUUUCUAAAUACAAUUUUCUAUUUAAGUUACAUUAUACGCCAAAGGCUAGUCAUCAGGAAAUAAGGAUUUGUUUUAAGUUUUCCAUGAAACCUUCAUCUGGUUGUAAAUAUUAAGAUUAUACCAGCAAGAAUGAGUCUUUCUGUAAAAAAAGGAUUUAAAUCAAGUCUUACUGACUAGUGAUUUAAAUCAAUUUGAUUUAAAUCAAAUCCACCCUGAGUAGAUGAGAUUUUUCAUUUUAGCUUCAGUUGUCACUCCCUCAAGUUCAGGACCCCUGAAUUUGGUUUUGCCACCAGCUUUACAUAGGGCAUAACCUGAAUUUAAGCAUGGCUUUGGAUGCCCAGUCUUGGCCACUGAACACAUGAAGCAAUAAAAACAGGAAACUGAGAAUGUACAGAAUAAUGUUCAGUUGCCGUUAAGGAACCAGUUUUCCUUCACAUAUUGAGAUCAGCGUGCAGGGCAUCCAAGAGGGAGAAUAGUAUUUAGUGGCCGCUGUGAGCAUUAGCGCCUUCCCCUCUUUUUCCUUUUUGUAUAAAGUAGCCUGUUUGUGGACACCUGGUUUCUGUACAGUUGUUUUCUAUUUGGUCCAAUAUUGGUUCAGACAUGAUAUGUGAUCAACGAGUUUCUUUAUUUCAAGAAACAUUUUAUAUCAUGCCUUUAAAAAUGUUUUCCUAGGCUAACAGAUGUGUAAAAACCAGAAAAAUGAACCCCAGAGCUCUGGUUUAAGUCUGCUUUCAGAGCUUGACAUAGAGUAGCAUAUAUUCCUCCAGAUCCAAUGUUUUCUGGUGCACUAGGACUUUUGCACUGAAAACCAUGAAAUAUUAAAAAGGUCUCGUUGAGAAUGUUAAGAGUCUUGUCCAUUAUGGUUAACAAGAGAAUGUGAAGUUUUUUUAAAAAAAUGAAAUAAAACAACCAAACAGCAAAAAAGGCAUUUUAUUAAAAUUAGCUGUGGAGUGGUGAUUUUUUUUGGGGGUGUGUGUGAAUGAGUAGCAUGCUGUUGGUCAAAAAUGGUUGUGAUAGGUAAUUUUUAUCUUUCAUGCUUUCUGAAUCUGCAGAUGAAGAGCACCAAAAUAGAACUAUUGGAAGAAGAGCUGAGACUAGCCAGAGAUGCCAAUUCCGAUAACAGCAAUAAGCACAAAUUCCUGGAGCAAAACCUACAGAAGUACCAGUUGGAAAUUUCCCAGCUGAAGGCCAAACUGAUGGGUUUGGAAGAGAUGAAGAGGCAAGCAGAGUUGGAUGGUGGCUCUGCCAAACAAAACUUGGACAAGUGCUAUGCUCAAAUAAAAGAUCUGAAUGACAGAAUAACAAGGCUGACUUAUGAGAUUGAAGAUGAGAAGAGGAAAAGGAAGCUAUUGGAGGACAGAUAUGACCAGCAGAAGACUGACUUUGACCAACUGCAGAAGACAAGGCAGAAUGAGAAAGAAAGCCUUGGUUGGCAAAAGAUAGAAUCUGAGAAAGUCAUCAAGGAGAAGGAGUACGAGAUAGAAAGGUUAAGGGUGCUUCUCCAGGACGAGGGGAAUCGGAAGAGAGAAUAUGAGAAUGAGCUGGCUAAGGUAAGAAACCAGUUUAAUGAGGAGAUGAGUAAUAUAAAGAACAAGUAUGAAACCGAGAUUAACAUUAAGAAGACCACCAUCCACCAGAUAGCAUCCCAGAAAGAAGAUGAUGCCAAAAACCUCCGAGCCCAGAUCGAUAAGCUGCAGAGAGAGAACAGAGAUCUGAAGGAUGAGAUCAUCAGGCUCAAUGACAGCAUUUUGGAUGCUACAGAGCAGCGGAGGAGAGCAGAAGAAAAUAUUCUUCAGCAGAAGGCUUGCGGCUCGGAGGUGGCUCAGCAGAAGCAGCAGAUCGAGCUGGAGCUGAAACAGAUCAUUCAUCUGCGCAACGAAGACAACGCGAGGUACAAGCAAGCGCUUGAAGAUGCUGCUUUGACCAUCCAGGACAAAACCAAGGAGCUUGAAAGAGUAAAGAUUCAGCUGCAGGAAGAGGCUAAAAGCCGGUGGGAACUUGAGAAUGAAUUGGCUAAGGUAAGGAACAGUUAUGACGAGGAAAUUAUUAGUUUAAAGAACAAGUAUGAGACUGAGAUAAAUAUCACAAAGACCACAAUAAAUCAGGUGACACUGCAGAAGGAAGAGGAAUCCAGUAAUUACCGAGCACAGCUCGACAAUGUCGUGAGAGAAAAUAGGAGCUUAUGUGAGGAAAUUAGGAGACUGAAGAACACUAUAAGUCAGACAUCGGAGAACCUUAGACAAGUGGAAGAAAAUGCUCACCAGCAAAAAGCCAUUGGCUCUGAGAUCUCGCAAAAGAAGCAGCAGCUUGAGAUUGAGUUAAAACAGACUGUCCAGAAAUACUCUGAGGAGACCAUGCGUUACAAGCAGUCUCUUGACGAUGCUGGGAGGACAAUUAAGGACAAAAACAAAGAGAUUGAAAAGCUGAGAAAGUUGCUAGAAGCAGAAACAAACCAGAGGAAAUCUAUGGAGGAGGAGAAUAUCCGACUGCAAAGAGUCCAGUACGAUUUGGAGAAAGUAAACAUCAAUGCCACAGAGACCAUCAGCAGGUUGAAAGUCCAAGAGCAGGAACUGGGACGGCUAAAAAGCGAAUACGAGAGGCUUGCCCAGGACAAAAAAGGGAAAGAUCAAGAAAGCACAAGGCUGCAGGGCAACAUGAAAGAGCUGCAACAGCAGAAACGCAAGCUGGAGGAGGAGCUUAGUAGGCAGGCUAGAGCCAUAGGAGAAGAAACUGCCAAGAGGAAGGAAGUGGAAGCAGAGUUAGAAUCUAUGAGGAGGUCUUACAGAGAGCAAUCUGUCAAGAUCACAAACCUUACUCAGCAGAUAGAGGAGGUCUCGAUGGUCAAGAAAAGGAGUGAAGAUGACUUGAAGCACCAGAGAGAGGUGCUAGAUGGUCAGAUGAGGGAAAAGCAGAGAUACUUGGAGGAGAUAAGGAAGUACACUUCAGAGAUCGAAACCUUGCGCCGCCAGGUGGUCCAAGAGCAAGAGAAUCUAAAGCAAGCUCACAUGCGCAACGAGCACUUGCAAAAGGCUAUUGAGGACAAGAGCAAAAGCCUCAAUGAGUGCAAAAUAGAAAUCGAAAGGCUUCAGUCUCUUACCGAGAACCUUACAAAAGAACACUUGAUGUUAGAGGAAGAGCUGCGUAAUGUGAGAUUGGAGUAUGAUGAUCUAAGAAGGGGCAGAAGUGAAGUGGAUGAGGAAAAAAAUGCCACAAUUAUUGAACUUAAGAGUCAACUACAGACAAGCAGCAAGCAUACCCUGGAACUUCAGGGUCUGAUAAAUGGUUUACAGAAAGAAAGGGACAAUUUGAGACAGGAAAUUGAGAAAUUCCAAAAGCAGGCUAUGGAGGUAUUCACAAAUAUUUGAUCACAACUUUACUGUCCCUCAAAUAAUUCAACACCAAAUGCAUUUCCAACCAAUCAUUGGACCCUAAAUUUAUGUAUAUUGAUUUUAAUUGAUUCCUUUUUAAAUUUGAUAUAAAAAUUCCAACUGGCUUCUAAGUGCAGGUCUCUUACAGGCAUUUGAUUGGCCACUGUGAGAACAGAAUGCUGGACUAGAUUGGCCAUUGGCCUGAUCCUGCAGGCUAUUCUUAUGUUCUUAGCUGUAGGCCCAGAUUUGGGUCGCUUCUAGACUAGUGCAAAGGAGAUAUAAAUCUUACCUAGCAUCUGCUUUUGUUACCUUUGGUGCUUAAAAAAAUCUUUGGGUGAUAUUUCAUUCCAAUUGAAUUUAGCGUUUUACCUAUGGAAAAUUGGUCAGCUCUUCAUCAUCCUUAGGAAGGAGCAGGACUUUGAAGACCAGGCCAUAUUUCCAAAACCUGUUCUUACAGAAGCUACCCCCUGAAGUUCGGUUACUCUUGACAUCUCAACCCCCAAAGAGGGGUAUACAAUAUGUUAUUCAUGAAGUUGCAUAUUGGAGCUUAUCCUUAUCUCCUUUGCUUUGCUCAUUCUUUAUUUUGCUGUAGGGUAGUAUAUGUGUAUACAUAAAUACAUACAUGUAUACCUUAAAAAGUGUACAUAUGCAAAAGUGUAUACAUAGUUAUACUGGUGUUGUAUAUUUGGUAUACAUUUUAUUGCUGCUUAUGUACCUGUAUAUUGUCUAAAAUGCACAUUAUACAUAAUUAUAUAUGUGUGUUUGUAUGUGUGCAUGCUAUACAUGUCACUGCUUUCAUUUCUUUCUUAAAAAAAGAAAGAAAUCUAUGAGUCACAAUCCUGCACAGAGAAGAGCAUACUUAAGCCUAUUGACAUUGCCUCAAGUGUGCUUUCUUCUGUGUUGGAGUCUGCCCAUUUUGCCUAGUAGCUUGGGCUCAUAAUUUUCACGUAAAAUGAUAGUUAGGUUUCCCUGUCUUCGUUUACUAGGAGCAACCUAUCAGGCAUUGCUACAGUUCAGCCUCAAUUCAUAUCAAUUCACUCAUUGAAAUGAAUGUUUGCUGACCUAUAUUGGUUUGCUAGUGCAAGAUUGGUCCAAAAGCAGUAUUUUCCUCAGUGGGGUAUCGGUUUGCUCUCAUUGUGUCCCCCCCCCCCCCAACACCUGUAAUUCACACGCACAUUAUUAUCUAUGUACUUUUAUUCACUCAGAUUCAUCACAUAAGAUACGUGAUGGAACUUUAUCCAUUAGUAUAGUUGUAGUCUCAAAAUGAGCGCUUUCUUGAAAGAAGAAUCAGAUUGUGGAAUUAAAUAAUCAGAUUUUUAUUUUUUUUUGUUAAUGUGGGUAAAUCGGCUCCAGGUAAGACCAGUCUGGAUUUGAUGUCGUGAUACAUAUGUUUUGUAAACAGAGCAAGAUGAAGGUCCCCUUUCAGUAGACGCAAGAUUUUAUCAGAGGCAGUACUGAAAUGCAGGCAUCCCAAAUUACUUAGCUUCUGCUAGACUGCUGUCAAAAUUAAGACUGUAUGUCGUAUAUAUGUACAGGUGGGAAAGGGAAAAUAUUAAGCACUGACAGUACAAUCCACCCCAAGCUAAGUAUUUUUAAUUCCUGUUGAUUUCAAAGGGAAGAGAUAGGAUUGUGCUGUAUGCACAAGGCUGCAGUCCUAUGCACGCUUGCCUGGGAGUAAUCCCCAUUUAAUUCUGUGGGUCUUACUUCUGAGUAGACUUGUAUAGGACUGCGCUGUUAAACACGUGCUUAAUCUUUCCACUGAAACUGGCAGGACCCCAAUGUGCUGGGUCAUGCCCCAGACUCUCUUGUUAGAAUUAUUUUUAGCCCAUUUCUAUCAGUGUGCUAUCCUGUAUUAAUAAAACAAAUCCACAGCUGUAUCCAAAACAUCAGAUUUAUUACUCAGGGCCACAGUUACCCAGUACCCCUUGCAGGAUAGGUUGAAAUAUAGGGAAUAUAGGAUGUUAAGAAGAGGCACUAAUUUUCUCCUUGUUUAUUUCUUUCUUUAAAAAACCCCAUAGACAUCCCAUAGGAUCCAAGAAUCCAAAUCCCAGUAUACUCAUAUUAUGCAGGAACGAGAAGCGCUGCUGAUAAAAAUUAAUGCCUUGGAACAAGACAAAGCAAGGUUGCUGAGGUUGGAGGAAGAGCUGAAUCGGGCCAAAGGUACACUGGAGUCAGAAUCCCGCUUGAAAAUGCGGCUGGAGAAUGAGAAGCAGCAAAUCCUGAACGACUUAAAUCAGUGGAAGAGCCAGUAUUCCCGGAAGGAAGAGACAAUCAGGAAGAUUGAGUCUGAGCGAGAUAAGAGCGAGAGGGAGAAGAGUGCCUUGCUGAUAGAAAUUGAGAGGCUGCAGGCAGAGAUGAAGAGAAUCGAAGAAAGGUACCGCAGCCGCUUGGAAGAGACAAGCAGAAAGAGCCAGUCGGAGAUGGAGGCUGAGCGCCUGAGGCUGCAAAGGGAAAUUGAGAAACUGAAGCAGCGCCCAUAUGUGGCCAACAGAGUCACCCAGACAGAAGAUGACUUUGCCAUCGACCCUUCCAAAUUACUCUUCAAUGGCCUGCGGAAAAAAAUAACUGCUGUCCAGCUGUACGAAUGCCAGCUGAUAGACAAGUCCACCCUGGAUAAGCUGCUGAGGGGCCAGAAGUCCGUGGAGGAAGUUGCUGCUGAUCUCGAACCCUAUCUCAGAGGAGCUGGGGCUAUAGCUGGGGCUUCUCUUAGCCCUAAGGACAAGUAUUCCCUGGUGGAGGCUAAACGGAAGCAGCUUCUCAGCCCAGAGAACACCGUCUUCCUUUUGGAAGCCCAGGCAGCCACCGGAGGUGUGAUUGACCCCCACCGCAACGAACUUCUCAGCGUGGACAGUGCAGUUGCUAGAGAUCUGAUCGAUUUUGAUGACCGGGAGCAAAUCUACACCGCUGAAAAGGCUAUCACCGGAUUUAAAGAUCCCUUCUCAGGGAAAACCGUGCCUGUGGCACAAGCCAUCGGUAAACAGCUUAUCGACAGGGAGACCGGGAUACGUCUCCUUGAAGCUCAGUUGGCUGCGGGAGGAAUCGUUGACCCCAUCAACAGUGUGUUCUUGCCGAAAGACAUCGCUUUAGCUCGUGGGCUGAUUGAUCGAGACCUGGUCAGAUCCUUGAACCAACCUCAGAGUUUAAAUAACUUAAUUGACCCGAUCACCAAGAAGGCCAUAAGUUACACGAAGCUGAGGGCGAAAUGCAGAAUCGAACCACACACUGGUUUGCUCCUCCUUCCCGUGCAGAAGAGAAGCAUGUCAUUCCAAGGCAUCAGGAAGCCCAUUGACAUUUCUGAGUUAGUAGACUCUGGCAUCAUUCGGGAGUCGACGGCAAAUGAUCUGGAAAGUGGAGUAAUCACGGUUGAAGAAGUCAGCGACCGAAUCAAAGAUUUCCUCCAGGGCUCCAGCUGCAUAGCUGGCAUUUAUAACGAGGCCACCAGAGAGAAGCUUGGCAUUUACCAGGCCAUGAAAAUAGGUUUGGUUAGACCAGGAACAGCUCUUGAGCUUCUGGAAGCCCAGGCAGCCACUGGAUUUGUUGUGGACCCUGUGAACAAUUCACGACACACGGUGGAAGAAGCUUACAAAAGAGGCCUAGUUGGAAUAGAAUUUAAAGAAAAACUCCUGUCUGCUGAAAGAGCAGUCACUGGGUACAAAGAUCCAGAAACAGGAAACAUCAUCUCCUUGUUCCAAGCAAUGAACAAGGAACUCAUUGAGAGAGGCCACGGGAUUCGUUUGUUGGAGGCCCAGAUAGCCACUGGUGGGAUCAUCGACCCGAAGGAAAGUCAUCGGUUGCCAGUCGGCACGGCAUACCAACGUGGCUACUUCGACAAAGAGCUGAAUAACAUUCUCUCUGAUCCCAGUGACGAUACCAAAGGCUUUUUUGACCCCAACACAGAAGAAAACCUGACCUACUUGCAGUUGAAAGAAAGGUGCAUAGUCGAUGAAGGAAGUGGGCUCUGUCUCCUGCCCCUGAGAGAGAAGAAGAAAGUGGUGCAGACUUCGCAAAAAAACACCCUCAGGAAGCGCAGGGUCGUCAUCGUAGAUCCAGACACAAAUAAGGAAAUGUCGGUCCAGGAAGCGUACAAUAAAGGCCUCAUAGACUAUGACACUUACCUGGAGCUUUCUGACCAGGAAUGCGAAUGGGAAGAAAUCACUAUAACAGGUUCAGAUGGGAGCACAAGAGUAGUGCUUGUUGACAGGAAAACGGGCCACCAGUAUGACAUCCAGGACGCCAUUGACAAAGGCCUUGUGGACAAGAAAUUUUUUGAGCAAUACCGUUCCGGGUCAUUAAGCCUCACUCAGUUUGCGGACAUGAUUGCUUGCAGGAAUGGCGGUGAUGAAGUUUUCAGACACGAGUCCACUCGUUCUCCUACGGUACUGAGUAUCAAGAGUUCAUCUAUCAAGCUAAAGAGCAGUUCGGGCUCCGGCUCCGGCUCCUUUUCUGAGUCCCUCGAGGAAACGAGUCCAAUCGCAGCCAUAUUUGACACAGAAAAUUUGGAGAAGAUCUCCAUUUCAGAAGCCGUGCAACGGGGCAUUGUUGACAGCAUUACUGCCCAGCGUUUGCUGGAAGCCCAAGCUUGCACGGGAGGCAUAAUAUGCCCUGUCACAGGACAGCGGCUUUCCCUUCAGGAAGCAGUCGCCCAAGGCCUCAUUGACCAUGAGAUGUCGACACGGCUGAAGCCAGCUCAUAAAGCCUUCAUAGGGUUUGAAGGCAUCAAGGGCCGAAACAGAAUGUCAGCCGCAGAGGCUGUGAAGGAAAAGUGGCUUCCUUAUGAGGCUGGCCAGCGCUUCCUUGAGUUUCAGUUUAUCACCGGAGGUCUCAUUGACCCCGAAGUUCGUGGGAGAAUAAGUACCGAAGAAGCCAUUCGAAAAGGGCUGAUUGAUGGCCGGACAGCCCAGAGGUUACAAGACACCAGCAACUAUGCGAAGAUUUUGACCUGUCCCAAAACAAAGCUGAAAAUCUCCUUCAGAGAUGCAAUGAAUCGUUCGAUGGUGGAAGAUAUAACUGGGCUUCGGUUACUGGAAGCUUCUUCGGUUUCAUCCAAAGGCAUCUCCAGCCCAUACAAUGUCUCUUCGGCACCAGGCUCGCGCAGUGGAUCACGCAGUGGAUCCCGCUCAGGCUCGCGCAGUGGAUCCAGGAGAGGAAGCUUUGAUGCAAACACGAAUGCCUCGUAUACUUAUUCCUAUACAACCGUCAGCAGCAGCAGCUCGCUUGGGCGCUAGUCAUUAGCUAGCUAGCCUAUCUGAAUUUAGCACUGGAAGCAUCUGCUGGGAUCUGUAUUCCUUCUUUGUUUUAACAAACAGAAAGAACUGGUUGUUGGUGAUAUUAGCACUUGCUUAGGUGAAAUAGUUAAGCUGCAGAAUAGACGCCAAACCCAAAUGCCUAUAAAAUAAAUCUUUCUGGAUGGGAUGCUGUGCUUCUCAAUACAUGUAUAUAUAUAUACAACUCACAUGCAUGUGUGCAUGCUUUCUAAAUGUCUUGGGUGCAGACUUCUCAUAGUAAAUGGAGAAGGCAAGUUCUCUCUGAUGUUGGUGUGCAUCUUUCCUCAUGUAUUUAGCAUUUGCUUUUGUUCCCUUCAAAUAGUCAUGCAUGGCCACAAACUAUUAUCCCAGGCUUCAUAUUGGUUUUUUUUUAUCAGUGUUGAUGUUUUUAAAGCCACUUUUUUAUCAAUGUGGAUGUUGCACUGCACAACGGUGAUGGUCUGAAAAUCCUCUCCAACAAAUGUUAUACCCAAUUGUGCUAUGCUGUAUUCUCAUUUGGUCACACUGCUUUUAUUAGGGCAGAUUUAUUAGAAUGUGCUUUUUCUUUUCCUGUGGCCAAACAUUUCUAUUCAUUUUUUGCUUGCUUGUAACCCGGGUAAUACCAUGCAGGCCCAUCUGUGUAACAUUUACUAUUCUGGCAAUAAAAAAAAUAAUUAACCACCUUUGA